GGUGGGAAUGGUGGCAGUGCGAGCACUGGAGAACACGUCGGGGGCCUCGACGGGCCGGUAGUAUCGAACCGGCGGCCGUCGCGCGCGGCCACCGUAUACAUUCCAUAUCCGAGCGUUCCAUGUGCGCGCGCUCUCUGUAUAUACAUACAUGCAAUAGUCUCUCUCUCUCUCUCUCUUUCUCUCUCCCCUUCUCUCUCACAUAGACACACACACGACACACACGCGCAUUUACACAGUGCCGGCGCGCACGCCGACGCUCCGACGCGAGCUAUAGCGUAGGUACGUACUCCGUUGGCGUGGCUGCUGACGGAGGGUGGCUCGGCUCGAGCUGCGUUCCCGAGGGUGCAGCUCGUCGAUCCGGUUGAUGAUCCGGUCAACCGUCGCUCGUCGUCGUCUUCGUCGUCGUCAUCGUCGUCAUCGUGCGCUCCGGUCGAUGGUCACCGGGAGAUCGGACAGGUGUCGUCGGCGUGACGUCGUGGUAUAUAUACGCGCGCCUCCGGUGUAUGGGGUGUGGUGUCGGCGGGGCAGGUGUCGUGCUUAGGGCGUGAAACCGCAAGCGAGAGGAAAGAGGGAAAGGCAGGACGCGCGGGCAAGACGAGCCGUGUCUUGCGAGGAAGUGCCGGCUGCUGAUCCUGGGAAUUGGAUGACGAUGAAGUAGCAACGAGCCACUCCUCGUUGCCAUGUCACGGGCAACUCCACCCAGAGGCAGUCCGACCCCGCCGAGGGUGGACAGUCCUGGGGGUGGCAGUCCGAGGACGCCACGUGGUGGUCGGCUGCGGGACCGGGUGAGCUUCUACGAGCAGGUCUGGUCGACCGGGCGUAGCCCGAGCGCCGAGGACCUCCUGGAGGACAGCGAUGCGCGCAGGUCGUCCUUCCGCUCGCCGACGCACCGGCGGCCCUCCUCCAGGGCGAGCGACUCCUCGUUCGAGGAGAGUUUCGAGAGACUGGUGGAGGAGGGCGAGUUGAACGGCGCCAAGAUGGUGAAGUUCGAGAAGAUCACCGUGAGGAAGAGCGUGCGGGAGAUCGGCUCGAGCGCGAGCAACGGCGAGCCGCCCGUGCUGAUGGUUCAGCAGCGCCCCGUGGGCGUCUUCACGGAGUCCAGCAGGACUCCGAGCGAGGAGCACGCCCUCGAGGACUCGGCUUAUCAGAGUCACAGCCACGGGGUACACAGCCACGGCAGCAAGUCCAGCUCGGUCACGUCGUUCACGCGAUUCCCCUCGGAGGAGAGCCUGUCGCAGCGCAGAUGCAGCAGCCCUCGCCAGCAGCUCGGCCAGCCAGACGACCGGCCACCUUCGGAAUGGUACGCGGAGUACCGCAGCCAGAGCUUCCAGAAUGUCGCCGCGAGGAUGGACUAUGUGCGCAGCCGGAGCGAAUACGACGCACACAUAGCCGAGAUCAAAGACGAGCAGGAACGCGUGCAGAAGAAAACUUUCGUCAACUGGAUCAACUCCUACCUGUCGAAGAGAGUCCCGCCGCUCCGGGUCGACGACUUGAUCGAGGAUCUGAAAGACGGUACGCGCCUCCUCGCGCUGCUGGAGGUUCUUUCGGGGGAGAAACUGCCGGUGGAGAGGGGCCGUAACCUAAAGAGACCGCAUUUCCUCAGUAACGCCAACACUGCGCUGCAAUUUUUACAGAGCAAGAAAAUCAAACUGGUGAACAUCAACUCUUCCGACUUGGUCGACGGCCGGCCACCGGUGGUGCUGGGCCUGAUAUGGACCAUCAUCUUGUACUUCCAGCUACGGUCGAAGGAUCGCAAGCGGAUCGAGGAGAACACGAGGGCCCUCGAGUACCUCGGUCAGACCUGGGGCAGCCAGAGCAGCCUCGAGAGCCUCGGCACUCAGGGCUCGGCGGCGAGCGAGAGGAGACGCAUCAGCAGCGAGAAGUGGAAGCAGGGUGCGCGAAAGACCCUGCUGCAGUGGGUCACCAACGCCUUGCCCAAGGACCAAGGUAUCCAAGUUCGAGACUUCGGCGAGAGUUGGAGAGACGGAAAUGCCUUCUUGGCUAUCAUCGACGCCAUCAAGGCCAACUUGGUGAGCAUAGCUGCCAUGAGAGAAGCGUCCAACAGAGCUCGCCUGGAGACGGCCUUCCAAAUCGCCGAGGUCGAGCUGGGCAUCGCGCGGCUCUUGGACCCCGAGGACGUGGACGUGCCGCAGCCCGAUGAGAAAUCGAUCAUGACUUACGUCGCUCAGUUCUUGCACAAGUAUCCGGAGCCGGGCAACACGGCUCCAGAUUCGUUCGCGGCCAUACAGGAGGAAUACGACGGGCUGUUGAACUGGCUGAGGGAGAGAGUUAGGCAUCUCGAGCAACUCGACAGAAGUAACGCCUUCCCGCCGAGUUAUCCGGAAUACAUGCUCUUCAGGGCGGAAACUGACGAGAAAUCAAUUAUAUACAAGAAGAUGCAAGGUUUGGUCGAUACGCCCAGCAUGAUAAGCAUCACACGAGAUUCUUGGAGACACAUACAAACGUUGUGGCAACAAAUGGAACUCCUCAUGCUACACUGGCUCUGGUUGCUGGACUCCGCAUUACCGGGCGAAUUGGGAGAAGCUGGUAGAUGGUUGGCGAGAGCCGAAGCUCUCUUGCACUCGGACAACGACAUACCGGAGGAGAUGACGGAGGGAACGGCGAAUAUAAUCUCGAACAAGCUGGAGGAUCACAAGAAGUUCUUCCUUGACCUGCCGGCCGUGGCGGAGAAAUUCCAACAACUCGCCAAAAACUCGCCGCUGGCCCGACAAGUUCAACCUGAACAACUGCAGAGCAUGUCCGCGCGCUUCGACAGAUUGCCCGACCGCGCCGCCAAGCGAAGAGUGAAGCUCAAGUUCUUGGAGCACAAAUGCUGCCUGGUCGCUUUCCUGUAUCUCGUAGAGACCAAGCUGAAAGGCUGGAACGUUAAAUACGGCACGGAGGAGAAGGUGCACCAGAUGCUGGAGCAGUAUCGCAACUUCGUCUCGCGAAACAGAAUAUUCCAGGAGUUCCAGAAGGCCUACCUGGACAUGCAGCAAGUCGCCGAUGAGUACAAGCGCGACGGUGAUGUUGACCGAGAGGAGAGCCUCAGUAUCGAUCGCUUCAUGCGAGAGACAGCCGAGAAGUGGAAGAACGUGUCGAUGGACCUGCGCUGCACCCAGAGCAUGCUCGAGGAAGUGGUGGCUUAUUGGCGUCGUUGGACCAUCGUGUCGGACGAGUUCGAGGCGUGGUUGUUGCGCGCCGAACCUGCUCUAAAUCUUCCAGAGGAUGAGCGGAUGGAAUUCUUCCAGGAUAUCAGCGUGUGGAAAGACAAGCAUCAGCAGUUGUCGGACACCGUGAGCUUCUUGAUAGCCACGUCCGACGAAUCGGUGGCGUUCCGCUUGAAAGAGCGUUACACGAACUUGACAUCCAGAUGGGAGCGACUCUUCCAGGAGGCGAAGCAGUACAUGCACGCGGGCGAUCUGAUACGAACGAGGAAGGAUUACAAGGCGGGGGUGGAGAAUCUUCAUACUUGGCUGAGGAAUGCAGAGGCUGCCUUGGCGACUACCGGACUCAGCUCGACCGAACGGAUCAAGGCUUACGGGGAAAAAUUGCAGACUCUUCACAACGAGGUCGAGGAUAUCGAGGAUCUCUUCAAGAAUAUCAGCAAGAAGUUCCAGACUCUCAUUCAAGAUUUAUCGCGCGACGAGGUGGACAAGAUGAUGAACACUUUGAAGAAGGAGAAAGAGGCCCUCGUCAAGGUGCGUGCCUUAAUACCCAUGCAGCUGCACUUGUAUCACCAGUUGUUGGUGCAGCAAGAGUCCUUGGAAGCCGGCCAGAAGGAAAUAUCCGCGUGGUUGGACGAAGCCGAGAACUUCUUGGCCAGUAUCAACCUCGCUGGCGGCAGGGACGCCGCACUGGCUCAGUUGGACCGCCACAAGGCCUUCUUCUCGAGAACGCUCUACUACAAAUCCAUGCUGGAGUCCAAGAACAAGGUGUUCUCCAGCAUCGUCAAGGCCGUUGACAGUCACGCCGACGUGGAGACAGCCGAAGGCGGCGAUACUCUGAGGAAGCUCAACGAUCGCUUCAUCGAGGUGUCCCAGGCGGCGCAGAUCUGGGAGCAACGGCUGCAAGAGUCCGUGCGACGUUGGACAAGGUUCAAGGAGUGCGAGAGACAAAUCUCAGAGUGGCUGUCGGUCGCGGAGACGAUGAUCAACGAUAAGCACACCGACAACCGCCAGUCCGUCGAGUAUCACAAGAAUUUCUUCGGCAAGGUGAACGAGAAGUGGAUACAGGAUCUCGUAAAGGCUGGUCAAGAUCUGCGCAACGUGUUGCCGGUCGAGCAGCAGCUCUCCAUUGCCAACGCAGUGGAGGCUCUGCAGAAUCGCUGGAAAGAGGUCCUCACAUUCGCUCCGCUUCAUCUGAUGAGACUCGAGUUUCGCCUGGACGAAGCCAGCUUCCUUCAGUAUCUCAAGGAGAUCGAGAUGGAGAUCAGUGCGGAGCAACAGGCGCUGGUCAACAAUGACGACGUGGACAGUAUUCAGCAGCGCAUCCAAGAGUUCUUCCUUAACCGCAGCUCGAAGGUCCUCGAGAUCGAGCGCUGCCUGCAGACCUUGAAGAAGAUCAGCGACGCCUACGGCAAACUCAAGCCGAGUGACCCCAGCCUCGCCGAUGCCACGCAAAACGCCGAACGUCUGUGGGAAGCGACCGCGCAGAAGGUGGAGAACCUGAGGAAGAAGUUGCGUGAGGCCCAGCAACAGUGGGCUGCCUACAGACAGAAAUUCGACGAAAUGGUGCAUUGGAUGGAUCACGUGGACAACAUCUUGAGGACCAUCUUGCGCGAGGUGAACACUCUGGAGGAAUUCGAGAAGGAGAAAGCCAUAUUCCAGCUCCAGACCUUGACGAAAAUCUGCCGCGAGGCCGACAGCAAGCGCGAAGAGAUGAAGUGGUUGGUACAAACCCUCGACAACCUGACGCUCAACCGUUCGGACCGCGAGGCUCUCACGGCUCAGCAGAACUUGGAACAGCUGAUAACGCGGUAUAAGAACCUGAUACCGACGAUCGAGAUCACUAUGACGAAGACGGACAUCUAUUCGAAGAGUUACACCUACCGGAAGGAGGUACGCGAGGUCUGCACUUUGUUGCGCAAGGUUCGCGAGCAGUCGAAGAUCGAGAUCGCGCCCGAGGUGCCCGAGAAGCUGCAGAGCGCAGUGGCUCACCAGGAAUCGCGUCUCAAUCAGUUGGAACAGCAGCGAGCAACAAUCGUCAGCAUGCUGCAGCGCGGCAAAGACCUCCUGAAGGACCAACACGCACCGCCCUUCGUCUCGUCCGAGGUCCAGCAGCUAGAGGCCAACUGGAACGACACGUACGGCCAGAGUAUGGAGGCGCUCAAGUCCCUGAAGGACUCGCAGAAGCUGUGGAGUACUUAUCAAGAGCAGAAGGACGAGAUUCUGAGAUUGAUCGGGCAAGCCGAGAGAGAACUGCGGCAAAUUGAGUCGACCUCUUAUUACGACGCCACCCAAGUGACCUCCGACCUGCAGAAGAAGCAGGAGUUUAGCGCGAAUCUGAGAAAGUCAGCGGAGGAGAUGAUGAGGAAACUGCGCGAGACGCAUACGAAUCUCCUGCAGGCGCUGACACCUCCGAGCAAGAAAGAGAUUUUGGAGAAGGAGGUGACGGAAACCGAGGAAAGGAUGGAGCGCACGCUGAAGAUCGUACGCGAGAAGGUGGUUUAUCUUCAGGAGCACAGUACUCGAUGGAACAAGUUCCACUCGAAGCUGGUGGAGCUCCGAUCUUGGAUUCAGCAAGCCGCGCCUCAAUCGAUCGCGGAUAUAGAGGACUCCACGGCCUCGCCGGAGGAAAGAGUUCGCAAGACGGAGAAUCUGCAGAAGGAGAUCAAAGAGAAGGUGUCGAUAUUGAACGUCUUGGAGGACGAGUCUCGGAAACUCGUGAAAGAAGACAGCGUCGACGCGCCGGCGAAGCAGCUUCGCGCCGACAUCGAGAACCUCCGCAAGGCGGUGGAGUCAUUGAACAAGAGCAUAGUGGUGCAACGUGAACUGGCCACGCAGAACCUCGCCACGUGGAAGGAAUACGAGGACGGUAUCCAGAAGAUAAAGCCUUGGAUCGAGCAAGCGGAGUCUAAAGCAGCCACAAUGGGCAGCAAGCCCGCGAGCCUGGCCCAGGCCACGCAAAUGCUGGAGUCAGCCAGGGCCUUUGAGGUUCAGUGCCAACAGUAUCUUCCUAAAGUGCAGAGUCUGUCGACGAUCAGCCAGCAAAUCAGCGGACGAACGGUGGCGCCUGACGAGGUCGACGCCGUGCAUACGCGGUGGAACGCUGUUCACGACGUGGCGAUGCAGACGACGAGCAAGCUGGACAAGUUAGUCUCGUCGUGGAACACCUUCGAGUCGGAGGCGAAGGAGUUCAACGAGUGGCUGCGGGACAGCGAGAGGCAGGCUCUGAAGGAGCCCAACGUGCAGACGCCCGAAGCCGCCAAGUUGGAGAAAGAGUUGGCGCAGUUGAAGGAGUUCAACAAGAGCAUAUCCGACCACCAGGCGCAGUUGAUAUCGCUGACCCAAGUCUCCGAUCACAUCAGCCACGGUCUGUCGUUGGACGGCGCGUCCACGCUGAAGACUCGCGUCGCUGAAAUGAAAACUAGAGUGAGCAAACUCGCGGACACGGUGCGACACCACAUCAACCGCGUGUCCGACUCGUUGCUGGCGCGACAAGAGUUCCAGAUGAAGAUCGCCGACUUCGAGAACUGGAUGACGCGACUGAGGUCCAACAUCAACGAGAUCGGCGACGUGAGUGUGGACAACGUCGACGCUAACCUGCAAACGGUGCACGCUUAUCUUCAGGAACACUCGGAGAAGCAAGCGGCGUUCACUGCGAUCUACGACGAAGUGAAGCAGUUGUCGUCGCGAGGUUCGGUGCUGGAGGCAGCGGCCUUGGACGAGACUUACAUGUUCCUGGCGAAGAAGUACAAAGCGCUCGAGGACGACCUGAGAGAGAAGAAGAGGGGUUUGGAGAAGUGGAUCGAGCUUCUCAGCUGGCACAACGAGGCCAAUGCGCAAUUGAAUCACUGCAAGUACGAAGCCGAGGCCAGGAAACCGACUAUCGCUGACCUCGAUAGGCUGUCGUCGGAGCUUCAAACAGUGUACACGAAGAUCAACACGUGGAAGGAGCAUGUGCCGCUGAUGGACAGCACUCUGGGCAUACACGUUCGCGACAAGCAAGAGCGACCGGUCACCGCGACCACUUUGCUGAGCGACCUCGAGUCCAAGGCCGCGGUGCUGAAGACCGAGUUGUCCGCCAAGCGCGACAAGCUGGAGAAUCUGGGCGCCAAGUGGGACAAUUUCCGGAAAUUGCAGCAGAAGAUCACGGAGGAGAUUGUCGCUACUCAAACGAGCCUGCAGGAUAUCACUUACGGGGUGGAUACAUGCGAGAAACUCGCUCCAGCGAUCGAGAAGAUCGACGACCUGAUCGAAGAUCACCAGAGACGAGAACCGGAGAAGGAGCUUCUUCAUCGGGAAGGCGACAACUUGAUGAAGGAGGACCAACGCGCGAUCACCAACAUUCAGGUGGUGGUCUCUUCGGUGGACGGCAACUGGGAGAAGGUGAACGAGCUGCUGAAAGAGCAGAGGAAGAAGUACGCUGAAAUGGACGCCGACUGGAAACAAUAUCAGGAGGCCCGAGAAAAGUUGAACAAGUUCAUCGACGAGGCGAAGACUCUCUGCCAGUCGGUGAAGGACGUGCCGACUGACAUCACCCAGGCGAACGUGACUCUGGAGAAACACAAGAGAGCCUCGGACAUCCUGAAGAGGAGCAAACAGUUUUUGGACAGGAUGGACGCCAAGGCGCAGCAGUUGGCGAAGGAGGCGUCGUUGAUGCCGAACUUCAAGACGAGUCUCAUCGAGUCCGAUCUGUCCGACGUGAGGAAGAAGUACCACGAGAUCCACGCCAAGAUAAUCGACCGCACUCAAAUCUACGAGACGCAGGUGAUCAUCUGGAAGCAGAUAGAGGAGGUGAAGUACGAGCUGACGAGGUGGCUGAGCGAUACGAAUCAAGCGCUCACCACGGCUUGCGAGCGUUUGCUCGACGCUGAGAACGGGCAGGCAAGAUUGGCCAGGUAUCGCGAGGAAUUGCCGGUGCAUCAGCAGCUUCGUCAGGGUAUCGCCACGAAAACGGAGCAGCUGUUGAAGCUGAACGACGUCGCGGACAUACCGACCCUGAGAUCCCUCAAUAAUCUCUUGGACGAUCAGUUUAAGCUCGUGAAAGAAGCCGCGGACAAGCUCGCCUCGCUCACGUCCACUUUCAACGAGAAGGAGAAAGGCGUCAGGCAAGACCUGAAGAAGUGCAGCGACGCGAUAUCGAAGAUCCGCGAGGAGAUGAUCAAGUGCGACGACCUGACUGGCGAGAACACGAAGAUCCUGCGUCGCAUCAACAAGUGCCAGGAGCUGAAGACCGAGCUGGAAAAGUGCGACCAUGCGUUGUCGGAGAUCGACGAGAAGCUGACAGACAUGGCGUCGGAAUACCCGACAGUAUCGAAGUCGAGCUUGCCGAAGGAGCUACAAGCGUUGCAGCUCCGCAGAAGCGGCGUCGCCGGUUACGCGGAAAAGGUGAUCGCUACGCUGGUGGCCUUCCUCAGCAAGCUCUACCACGAGAAAUUCGGCGCUCUGCAACGCAUGGUGGCGACGCACAAGGAGAAGGUGGCCUGGUGCGAACCGGAGCAGAGCAGCGAUCGCUACAACCUCGAGGUGAAGAUGGCCUCCUUGGCCGACGUGGAGGCCGGCAUCGCCGAUUGCUGCGCCCGGAUACACGACACCGACAACUCGCUGCAGCUCCUGAGCACCGUCGAGAGCACCGAGACGAUCGAGGCUCUGCGAAGCGAACGCGACAAGCUCGCGGACGACCUGGAAUCCUUGAGCGCCAGUUACCGGAAGAUCAAGCACGUGCUGGAGCAGAACAUCGCUCUGUGGCAACGAUAUGAGCUCACGUCGGAGAACGUGGUCGCCUGGCUGAAGGAGAACGAGAGCAAGAUCCGCGCGGAGGCCACGACGCUUCUUAACCCGGACGAGAUCGAGGCGAAGAUCGCCGAGAUGGAGCAGCUCGGGAAGCAGGUGAAAGACUACGACAGCGAGAUGAGGGAUUUGAUCGCGCUCGGUGAGGAGAUCACCAGAGUCAGUCCGGAGUCGCGGGUGGUCCAGUACGUCGGCCACCUGAACACGCGUUACCAGUCCGUGCUCAAGUUCCUGGCUCAGCACCUCGAUCGUCUCCGAGAGCUGCAGCAGAUCAGGUCUCAGUACGUCGCCAACGUGAAUGAGCUGGAGGCCUGGCUGCAGAAUGCGGAACAGAAGCUGAAGAUCUUCGACGAGAUAAGCGGCCCGAAGCCGAUGACCUUCUACCAGUCCCGGCUGAAGGAGCUGAAGGCCUUCGGGGAGGAGCGCGAGACCGGCCAAGCGAUCUUGAACCGCACCGCGGAGACGGGUGAGACGCUCUUCGCGCGAAUCACACCGGAUCACAGGGAAGUCAUCAGAGGCGAGCUGAAGAACCUGCGGAACCGCGUGGAAGCCUUGGCCGACCGCGCGAACAUCAUCUACAAGAAGAUCGAGAGCGACAUGAUGCACCGGUCGUCCUUCGAGGACAAGUAUUCGCAGGUGAAGCAGUGGGUGAUCGAAGCACGGAAGAAGCUGGGAGACAAGCAGGAUCUGCUACCGACGCUGCAGGAGAAGAAGCUCGCGCUCCACAUGUACAAGGCCAUCGCGCAGGACGUCGGGGUUCACCGGAACAUCCUGCAGCAACUUCAAGAGAGACUCGGGACGACGCCGGACGACGAGGCCAGCGAGAUGCUGAACAGCGUGAUCCAAGCGCAUGAGAAACUGUCGGAAGACGUGGAGGACAGAAUCAGCGUGGCCGAGAAGCACGUCGCCAAUCACGAGGCGUACCUGCAGACGUUUGAGAAGACACAAGACUGGAUCAACACGGUGGUGAACGAGGCGGUGGCGAUCAGCGAGGACCUCUCGAUCGACCGGGACACGGCCAAAGCCAAGAUCGCCUUGAUCGAGAACGUGCUUCAGCAGAGAGCCGAGGGCGAGAGGAUCUUGGAGGACUGCAAUCAGCAACUGAACAUCAUUCUCGAGCAAACGUCUAUAGCGGGCCACCCGGCGCUGCUGAAGGGCUUCGGGCAGCAGAAGAAGCUCUGGGAGGACUUCCUGCAGCGAUGCGUCGCUAGCAGAAACCGGCUGAACCGCCUGUUCGACGAAUGGUCCGAGUUCGAGAAGCUCGUAGAGAGUCUGGAGUCUUGGAUCAAGCAGAUCGAGACGCAGGUAAAGGAUCAGAGCCUGAAGAGCACCGAGGAGACGAAACGCGCACACUUGCAGAAGCUCAAGUCCCUCGAGGAGACGAUCGUGGCGAAAGGAGCAGAGUUCAACGCGGCGGUCGAGAAGAGUCAAGGUGUGGAGUCCGACUUGGCUGCCAGGGUGUCCCGCCAGGCUACCAAGUAUCAAGCGAUCAGGAAUCAGGCGAAAGAGGCGGUGGCGAGAUACGAGCAGUUCGUGAAGGAGCACAGCCUGUUCAACGAGAGGUACAACCAAUUCUUGGACUGGAUCACCGAGAUCCAGGCCGAGCUGAGGAAGUACAGCGAGAUCGUCGGCGACCUCACCGUGCUGCAGAGCCGGCAGAAGCACAUCAGGGAUCUGGGCGACGUGAGGACGCGCGAGAACGCUCGCUUCGAGUCCGUCAUCGACCUCGGCGAGAAGCUGUACGUGCACACCUCGCCGGAGGGCAGGGAGAUAGUCCGGCAGCAGCUGAGAAACUUACGCGCUCUGUGGGACGGCUUCUCCGAGGACCUGCAAAGCUCGACGCAGAAGCUGGAUCAGUGCCUGAUGCAGUUCGCGGAGUUCUCCUUGUCGCAAGAGCAGUUGACCGCUUGGCUGCGAGACGUGGAACGCGCGAUGCACCAGCACACCGAGCUCAAGUGCUCCCUGGAGGAGAAACGGGCGCAGCUGCAGAAUCACAAGAUCAUGCAUCAGGAGAUCAUGUCGCACCAGACGUUGGUCGAGUCAGUCUGCGACAAGGCGCAGCAGCUGGUUGACCAGACCAAGGACACCUCCUUGAACGUCUACCUGCAGUCCAUCAAGCAGCUCUUCCAGAACAUCGUCGCCAAGUCGCGGGACUUGCUGGAGAACUUGGAGGACUGCUGCGAGAAGCAUCACCGCUUCAACCUUCAGUGCAAGUGCUUCUCCGACUGGCUGCACGGAGAACGCGGCAAGCUAGCUGAGCACAACGACGUGACGGGCGAAAGAUCCGAGAUCUCGCGCAGGUUGACCAGCUUGGCGGUGCUGAAGGACGGCCAGGCGCAGGGAGCGGAGCACCUAGCGCGACUGAAGGAGCUCAGCGAGGCCGUGGCUAACAGCACCGCGCCGAAGGGUCGAGAAGUUAUCAGUAGGGAAGUGGCUACCUUGGAGAACAACCUGCGCCAGUUCUUGAGCGAAAUCGAAUCCGUAGAAGAGCGACAAAAGACAGCGUUAGAGAGGUGGCAGAGCUUCGAGGAUCAGCUGGAGGCUCACACCAAGUGGUUCCGCUCGAUGGAAGCUGCGUUCCGGGAUCAACAGCUGCAGCCGACGCUGAAGGACAAAGAGGAACGACUGCGCGCAUUCAAGGAGAAGCGCGAGACGAUCGCACGGCAGGAGCGGAAGAUAGACGAGUUCGUGGAUAAGUCGCACGGAUUGCUGCACGCGAGUGGCAUCGAACGCAUCAAGCCGCUCAUCUCCCAAGUCAGCAACAGGUAUCAGCUGCUGCACGUGCUCAGUAAGGAAGUGAUAAACCGUUGCCAGAGCGUCGUGGACGACCACCGCGUUUACGAGGAGAAGCUGAGGGCCAUCGACGUUUGGCUAACCCCUCUCGAGCAGAACCUGGCUAUCCUGAGGAAGGAGGAGAUGGGCAGCGACCUUGAGGCGAGAAAUUCCCGCUUGCAGAUGUUGCUGGCCGAGAAAGAGCUGGCCGAUCAUCGCUUGGCCAGCUUGACGGCAGUUGGUGAGAAGAUUCUUCCGGACACCUCCGCUCAAGGUCGCGAAGUGAUCAGACACGAAUUACGGCAUGCUCGAGAAAGGUGGGAUCGUUUGGCCGAAGGCAUCACCGAGCAACAAAAGAAGCAGGACGCGCAAUCUUUGCAGUGGACCAGCUACCAAGAGACCCUGCAGCAGAUUCUGGCCUGGUUGGACACGAUGGAGCGCGCGGUCAAACAGGACUCGUCGACUGUGUGGUCUUCUUUGCAGGAGAUCCGAUCGAAACUAAUUAAACUGAAGACCUUGCAUCAAGAAAUUCUCGCUCACAAACGCAUCGUCGAAGGUAUCGCCGAGAAAGCCAACACUCUGGUUCAAGUCACUCAGGUUCCGUCGGACGUUCACGAGAAAGUCGCUUCGGUGUCGAAGAGAUACGAGAGGCUGGUGGACGUGUCCCAAAGAGGAAUAUCCAGCUUGGAGGGGUUGCUCGACAUCUUCCAACAGUUCCACGACCUUCAAAAGGCUUACCAGGACUAUCAGAAGCGCCAGUGGGAGCGCCUGGCGAAUUACAGCGAUUACACGGGCAACAAGGCCGCUCUUCAGGCCCGACUGGCUAAAGUCCUAGAGAUACAGGACAGCCAAAGCGAGGGUGAGUUGAAACUCAACGUCCUCGGCGAACACGUGGCGCAGAGCUCGCGCACUUUGCCACCUCGCUCGCAGGAAUCGAUGGAACGGGAUCUGACCAAUCUCAGAUUCGAGAACAAGAAGUUCGCGACAGCCGUGAGCGACGUGGUGCGUUGCAUCGAGGAGAGAAUACAGCAAUGGAGCGAGUACGAGAACUCGUUGGAACGUCUGCUCGCCUGGCUCACCGACGCCGAGACGUCGCUGAAGAACUACUCGCUGAAGAACACGCUCGAGGAGAAGCAGGAGCAACUCGAGAAAUAUCAAGACCUGCAAAAGGUUGCCGAAUCGCGGAACACGGACGUGACGGAACUGGUUGCGCUCGGUGACCAUCUCGAACAAUCGCUGAUCGUGAACCUGCGGCAAAACGAGGCCGAAUUCGACAAGAUGAGCGACGAUUCGUCCGAGCUGAUGCAGAUCAGCGGCGAGACCAGAUUCUCCGCCAGCGUCCAGCAAGUCACGUCGCGCUUCCAAUCGAUCCAGGCGACUGCCAAGGAACUCGUGAAGAAAUGCGAGCAGGCGGCCGUGGACCACGCGAGCUACUUGGAACGUUACAAGCAGUGCUCCGAGUGGCUGGCGAACGCGAGGGCGCGUUAUCAUGCCACCAAGGAGAGCACCAGCGGCACCCGUCAAGAGCUGAUCACGAACGUCGACACAUUGAAGGAACUGCUGGCACGUCAGUCUUCGUCCACGCUGCUGAUAAACAGCACCGUCGAAGCUGGCGAGCGACUGUACCCCACGACGGGCAUGGAGGGUCGAGAGAUCAUUCGUCAGCAACUGCUGGACCUGCAGCAGGCCUUCGAGGGCCUGUACGACGGCGUCGCAUCGACCGAGCGCGAGCUACAGGCGAAGAUCUCGCGGUGGUCCGGCUUCGACGAGUGCAGCGAGGCGUUCGAAGUCUGGCUGAACGCUGCGGAGGCGCAGUUGAAGCCCGAGAUCGAGCUGAAGACCACUCUGGACGAGAAGCGCGCCCAGCUGCAGAUCUACCGUACGAUCUUGCACGACGCUCAAGCGCACCAGCAGGACCUGCUGAAUCUCCGCGACAAAGCGGACAAUCUGCCCGACCGCACCGACAAGAUCGACCAGACGCUGAAGAGUCUCACGAGCAGGUACAACGUGGUGCUGAAGCGGGCGACCAAGUUCGUAGAGAGGUACGAGGGUAUCGUGAGCGACCAUCAGCAGUACAGCAAGGCCGUCCUGGACACGCACGAGUGGCUGGACGCCACGCACAACGCCGUGAGCCUCUGGGGCGACGUGGAACUGGAGAGAGUGUCCUUGCACACGAACCUUGACCGCCUGAAGAAUCUGCUGCACAGCCUGCCGGAGGACGAGUCGCGGGUACAGCAGAUCAGGUCCCUCGGCGAGAAGGUGAUACCCGGUACCUUGGAGUCGGGGCAGGUGAACAUACGCUCGCAGAUCGACUCGUCGCAGCAAGAAUGGGAGGGUCUGAUCUCCGCCGUCAAGUCCACCAUCGAGGCGUUGGAGAACAAGCUGCAACAGUGGAGCGAGUUCGAGAGCUCGAAGGAGAGAUGCCUGGCGUGGAUGAGGGACACCGACACGAAGCUACACGCCGUCGAUCUCAAGGCCAGCUUGCCGGAGAAGAAGAAUCAGCUGGAGAGACUGCGCGCUCUUCAGGGCGAGGUGCGCGCGAAGGAGCUGGAGAUCGACGCCGUGGCCGAGCGAGCUCAGCAGCUCCACAAGAACGUCACCUCCCGUACGUCCUACAUGUCCGAGCUGAGCAUCAAGUACCAGCAGAUCUCCAGCAAGGUCAAGGACCUGAAUAAUCGUUGGCACCAAUACGUCGCCACGCAUCAGGAAUUCGAUAACCAAUUGGCCGAGUGCACCACUUGGUUGGAGGACAUCGGGAAUAAGUUAGCAUAUUGCUCCGAUUUGAGCGCGUCCUCGCAGAAGGAUCUGGAGCAGAAGAUGGAUAUCGUACAGGACCUGUUGCUGUACAAAGAGGACGGUUUCGCGAAAGUUCAGAGCAUCAUCGAGCUGGCGCAGGCGGUUCUAGCGAAUACAGCUCCGGCCGGCCAUCGGACGAUCAACGACGCUUUGGCGAAGCUUCAGGAACAGUGGAGCGCGUUAGCGUCGAAGAUGCUGGAGACCAAGACGAACUUGGACGACUCGAUAAACAAGUGGGCCGGCUUGCUGGAGCAGAUACAGUCUGUCAAUAAGACGGUGGAGUACAUGCGGACGUCCAUCGACGAGAUCUCGCAGUUCCAGACGACCGUGUCGGAGAAGAGGAGCCAAUUGGAGCGGAUCAAAGCCCUGGAGGAGAAGGUCCGCUGCGAGAACAUCGAGGUGGACAAUCUCAAGUGCAAAGUCACCGAGAUGAUCGCCAGCGGUCAGCAGGGUCUGGCUGCCUCGCAGGCGCAGGACAUACUCAAUAGGUUCGAUGAGCUCUUCGAGAAGAUCAAGUCCUUGUUGGCCGAACGGGAAGAGCAGUAUAAGGAUCAUCGACUUUACAAGGAGGCUCACGACGAUCUCAUCGGCUGGCUCAGCCGUGCUCGCGAGAAGAUACCAUCCAUGAAGCAGAGGUCGCUCAGCGACAAGCUGGCCAUCGAGAACGCAGUGGUGCCUCUCGAGAGUCUGCUGAAUAAAAAGGCGCAGGGUGAACUGCUGGUGGAGCAUUUGCAGCAUACCGGAAAGGUCGUCUGCGCCAGCACCAGCCCCGCCGGGCAGGAAGUCAUCAGGAACGAGAUACGGGCGCUCACGGAGAGUUUUGAAGGACUGUUCAAAGAAAUCCAACAGCAGAAGAGUCAGCUGGAGGCCACUGUGAGCCAAUGGCGGGACUACAAGGACGAGUACGAGCGACUCAGCGACUGGCUGCAGCAAUUCGACAUUCUUAUCAAGGCGCAGAAAAAUGCCCUGUUGCCAAACUUGAAGGAGAAAGAGAAACAAGUGCAGGAAGUGAAGGAGUUGCUGGACAACCUCAUGAAAGGCCAGGAGCAGAUCGACAAGUUCAACAAGACCGCCGCCAGUCUGUUGUCCUCUCACUUGGACACUUACGUCAACAAUCAACUGCGACACUUGAACUCGCGCUAUCAAGUGCAAGUGAAUCUCGCGAAGGACGUGUUGAACAAGGUCGAGACUAACUUGGCCCAACACCAAGAAUACGAGGACAAUCUCGAGAGAGCUCGUGACUGGAUCAAGAAUGCCAAACAGAUCAUACGUCAAGGUACGGAGGCGGCCUCGAGCAGCAGUCGCGAGGAGUUGCAGAGCAGACUCGACAAGAUUCAAGAACUGCUGAGGAAACGCGAAGAAGGUCAGAACUUGGUGCACUUAACCGUGAACUGCGGCGAGAAGGUGAUGAGGAACACGCGAUCGGACGGUCGCGAGGAGAUCAACGCGCAGCUGAAGGAAAUCCAGAACGACUGGGAACGUCUGGUGAAGAAGAUCUCGACCACGAAGGUGCAUCUCGAAACGAGUCUGCUGCAGUGGGCGGAUUACAGCUCGUCGUAUUCGCAGCUGCAACAGUGGAUCAACGAUCGCGAGGCCAAGUUGCAGCAAGUAUGCGAGCAGAAGGUGUCGAAAGCUCGCAAGGGUCUGGUCGGACUCAGCUCCUUGGCGAUCGGCGAGAGGAAAGCGAACCUGCGACAGACGAACAGCAUCGUCCAGGACAUCGUGGCCUUCGAACCCAUGAUUCAGUCGGUCACCACCAAGGCUGAAGACUUGCAACAAGCAACUCCGGCCACGGAGAUCUCGAUCAAAUAUGAGACCUUGAGCAAGCAGGCUCAAGAGUUGUACGCGAAGCAGAAGGAGACUGUGGAGCAGCACCAGGCCUUCAUCGACAGCGGCAACGAGUUCAUCCAGUGGAUACGAGCGGCUAAGGAGAGGCUCGGCAAGUGCUCGGAGCCUACGGGGGACAAGGAGUCCUUGGCCAGUAAAAUCACGCAGCUGAAAGUUCUGCAGAGCGAAUUGCCGGAAGGCCAGAAGAAGCUGGAGAAGGCUCUGGAGCAAGGUAACGCCGCUUGUCAGAUCGCGGAUGCUGAGGACAAGGAGAUCAUCGAGGAAGAAGUAGCUUUGCUACAGGAAGAAUACGAUAACUACGUGGAUUCGUUGAAUAACACGAAGAGUUUGCUCGAAGUCGGCAUAGUGAAGUGGACCGAAUAUGAAGACCAAUUCUCCGACGCUACGGAAUGGCUUACGCAGACCGAGCAGAUGGUCCAAACUUUCAACAAAUUGCAAGACAGUCUGGAGGAGAAGAAGAACGUUCUCGAGCAGUUCCAGGUCCAUCUGCAGACGUUGUUCGACUGGCAGAAGGAACUGGACCGCUUGAACAUGAAAGCUCAGAUGCUGCUGGAGACAUGCGCCGACACGAGAAUUUCCAACGCCAUUACGCAGCUCACCACCAAGUACAACGCACUCUUGUCUCUCGCUAAGGAGAUAAUGCGGCGCUUGGAGUUACAUUACCAGGAACACCAACAGCACAAUACCUUGUACCAAGAGUGCCAGGACUGGAUCGAGCGGACGCGAGAUAAAUUGAGCGAAUGCAAGGACAUUCCUAGCACACUGACUGAGGUUAACAAUAAAUUGCACACGUGUAAAGCCAUUCGGCAGACGUUGGAGCAAGGCCAGAAUAAGUUGCGAUACGCUCUCGAAUUGAAAGAGAAGGUCAUCAUGAACACCGAGCAGAAUGGCGCGGCGAAAAUCCAAGAGGACACCGAGAACUUGAAGAGCGAGUUUGACAAGUUAUUAGCCGACGUCGAGGAUGUCAGACAGAAGCUGUCAGCGAGAGCGAGCACGUUGGAGGAGCUCAACAAGAUUCACCGACUUAUCUCGGACUGGUUGGAGGAAGUCGAGGGCAAGGUACAACCAGCGGACAUUUGCCGAAACGAUCUCAGCGAGAAACGCGCUCUCUUGGAGAAGUAUAAGAUCCUGCAGAGAGACAUUCACGGUCACGGUGAGACGGUGGACCGCUUGAAAACUCGUCUGAACGAAAACCCCAGCAUAUCGAAGAGCCCCUACGAAUCGACUAUUAACAAGUACGACACUUUGAGGAAGCUAAUCUCCGAAAAAAUUCGCAACUUGGAGGACCAAGUGACGGACCACGAAAGAUUCCAGCAAGCUCUGAACGAGGCGGCCGAUUGGGUACGUCGCACCAAGGUCGAGCUUCAGCAAUACAGCGACACCCACGGCGAGAAGGAACGCAUCAUCGAGCGAGAGAACAAAGUUAACCAGAUAAUCUCGUCCUUGCCGAAGGGCGACACGCUGAUCUCGAGGGUGAUCGAGCUGAGCGACGUGGUGAUCGCCAAAACGGGUCCCGAGGGCCAAGACGCCAUCAAACAGGACAUGAAACAGAUACAAGCCGACUGGAAGUCCUUGCAGGCUCAGUGCCAGGACUCGCAACGUAUCCUCGGCAAUUGCAUCUCCAGCUGGUCCCAGUUCACGAACGCCUUGGACGGCAUGAAGCGAUGGAUAGACCACUUCCAGAAAAAGAUCGCUGACGAGCAGACUAAGGAGAACAAGACUCCGGAGGACCUGGAACGUUGCAAACGCUUGGUGGAGGAGGCGGUCAAGCAGAAGCCGGUGUUGGAGGACUUGAACGACAAGUGCGAAGCUCUGCUGGAGAUCAGCGCCUGCAGCUGGGCGCGGGAUAAAACGGUGCAGCUGCAGUCGGCGUAUACGUCGCUCCUGACCGAUGCGCAGGGUCUGGUCUCGAAGGUCGAGAAGAACUUGUCGGACCACACCGAGUUUCUCAAAGCCAAGAAGGAGAUGGAGGAUUGGCUGCGCACAGCUCACGGCUCGGUGGAGGAUUGCAUCGGCGUGGGAGACGCGGUAUGGGCGAAGGAUAAGCUGGAAACUUUGAAGUUGGUCGCGACGCGCGUGACCGAGGGUCAACAUCUGCUGUCGACGCUGCAGAACGCCUUCGCGAAGGCGAUCAACAUAGCUCUACCGGAACAGCAGGAUCAGCUGCGCUCGGACAUGGCCAAUCUGCGUUCCAGCUGGGAACAGCUGAGCAUAGACCUCAAUACUGUCCAAGCCAAGGUGAAGUCCGUUCUGAGUCGUUGGGAGGAUCACGCGGAGGCUCAUGGUAAAUUCGCCAAGUGGCUGGAGGAGAACGAGAGCGUCAUGAGGAGCUCUCCAGAGACGAAGGGCGAGUUCGGCGAGAUGAAGACGAUGCUCGAGCGGUACAAGCACAUCCAGGAGGAGAUGCGAGACAAGAAGUCCGAUCUGGAUCAUUUGAUCGCAGAGGCGACCGAGCUGUCGGCGUGGGCGAAGAACAACGCGACGCUGAACGGGACGAAGCAGCUGCUGGUUCGGUGGCAGGCUUUAGGCGACCUUGUCGGUGAGAGGAAGAAGCUCGUCGAGAGCGAGAUACAGGAGUACAAUGCGUAUCACGCGGCACUGCAGGAGACGGAGAAGUGGCUGCUGCAGAUCUCCUUCCAGCUGAUGGCCCACAACUCUCUCUACAUCACCAACAAGGAGCAAACGCUCGAGCAGAUUAAGCAGCACGAAGCGCUGUUGGCUGAGAUCCAAAAGUACCAAGAGGUGCUGGACGAGUUGAAGGCGAAAGGUCACGGUCAAAUCGAUCGAUACGUCAGCGUGAAUCCCGCCAUUAGAUCAACCAUAGAAACGCAGCUGCAGAACGUACAGGACAGCUACAAUUCGCUACUGAACACCGCUCUGCAGAUCAAGAAUCGACUGGCCGAGUCCUUGGCCAAGUUUCAGGAAUACGAGAACACUCUGGAGAGCAUCAUGAAGAAUCUGGACACGUACGAGGCGGAAAUGAGUCAGAGCUUGGACGCGCCUCUGGAUAACUUGACCUCGGCUGAGCAGAGCCUCGAGAACGCCCGCACUCUGCACAACAAGUUGCAAGGCGAGAAAGCUCGUCUGGCUCUGGCGGUGGAGGCUUGCGAAGCUGCGGCGGCGUGCGUCUCCAGGCCUGGAAGUCCUCUCGACGCACCGCCCAUUCAAGUCCCCGCGAGAGAAGUUGAAGUUAGAACGAGACUCGACGAUCUCAUCGAUCAGAUGCAAACGCACUUGGCGAACGUGAUGAAGACAGUGGGCGAGCUCGAGGAACAAUUACGACAAAAGAACGCGCUUCGCGCUUGGAUUAAUCAGCAACGAGCGCUCUGCGCCGAAUGGAAGUCACGACCGGCGAAAUUACGGUCGGAGGCCGCCCAGGCCGAACUGCAAGCGAUGAACGAGCUGCUCGCCAACGUAGCCGAACGUCGCACCCGCGCACUCACGGAGCUGUCGAUAGACGAGGAGGACCGCGAUAUCGAAGAGGGACUGGAUAAGUUGGAGGCCGAGCUCAUCGACGCGAUCUCCGGCAAGCAAGCGGCGCAGGACCUCAUUCAGAAGUACAGGUCGCAGGUGCAGGAUAUACAGAGCUGGUUCGACAGCCUGUCGAAGAAGGUCGACGUGAUCGAGAAGGGCAGCGGGCUGACUAUCGGCCAGAAGAUCUCGAACCUCAAGGACAUCACAGCCGAGUACGAGUCGCAGGGUCCGGAGAAACUGGCCGAGAUCAAAAAACUCGGCGACCAGGUGAUGGACUCGGUCAGCAACUUGGACUCGCAGCAGAUCGAGGAGCAGAUCAAGUCGGUGGAAAGGCGGCACGCGGACAUCGGUAAGAAAUUGCAGAGGAAGGCGCAGGUUUUGGACAUGACGGCGCAGGGCAUCGAGGCGACCAGGCGGGAGAUCGAAGAGAAUCGCGAGUGGAUCGAGCAGAAGAAGCAACAGGUGAAGAUGCCGGAGCUGCUCGGAUAUGAGAGCAAGCAGGCGGAGGAGAGGCUGCUCGCUCUCAAGGCUAUGCUGAAGGAAGCCGACGGCAAGCAACUGAUCAUAGACACGCUCGAGAAGAGGGUCGGUAAUAUGCAGAACGAACUGGAGACCAGCGAGCAACAACAGCUGGAAGCCGACACGAGGGCGUUGCGCAGCGAGCAGGUCGAGUUGUGCGGCCUCUUAAGAGAAGAAAUCUCCACCGCGAGUGCGGCGGCUGAGGCGCGUCGCAAGCUGGAGGCCGAUAUCGAGCGGGCUCGAAACUGGAUCAGGGCUAAGGGCAACGACCUGAAGAAACUCAGCGGGUACUUGCCGUUGAGGGCCUCGAAGGUCGAGCAAGAUAUCGCGCAGCACAGCGGGCUGGAGGCGGAGAUCGACGCUUUCAACGAGAGCAAUCUCAAGGAUAUUCUCAAGCAAGGAAACAACUUGCUGAAGGAAUGCAACGCGGAGGGUCGCGCCAAACUGCAAGCUCUCCUGGAUGACUUGAGCAAGGAUUACGAGGAGUUGAAGAAAGAGGCGAAGGAGAAGCAAGCCUCGUUGGCGGAUCUUCUUCAGGGACGCAAGGCCUUCGAGAGUGAAUUGGACAAGUGUCAACGGUGGAUCAAAGAGGCUGAGGUGGCCACCUCUUCAGAGUUGAGACCUUCUAGUCUCGACAUCCUUCGCGAGCAACUGGCAAAGUACGACCGGCUGAAGAAAGAGGCGCAGGAAUACGGCGAUGAUAUCGAGAAGAUCAACCAGCAGGGUAAAUCGAUCUUGCCGACCGUGAGCGACGCGGACAAGCAAGAACUGAGCGAGCAACUGAGAAACAUGAAGGAGGCUCACGGACGCGUGGCCGGCGUGAUAAACGAGAGAGCGAUCGCGCUCCAGAAGAGCAUCGACGAAGCCGAGGAAGCUGCCGCUCGAGUGGCGGAGGCGAUUCAGUUCAUGUCGGACAUUCAGAAGGAACUUCAAGACCUGAACAAGCCGAUUGGUGCUCGCGUGGAGGAUGUGGAGGGGAUGCUGGCAGCUUACGAAAGGAUCCUCGGUGACCUCAAGGCCAACAAAGCGAAACUAUCCGAUUUGCAAUCUGCCAAUGUGGGCGACCUUCACGGUGUGUUAGCCCAACAGGAUGAUCUGAUAAGAGCUCUCGAGGCGCAGAUAGCGAAGCUCCGUCAACUAUUGUUACUGCGACAACAAUUUAUCGCGUUAAUCGCAGAGAUCACCAUCUUCAUCGCCAAAUACACCGAGAUCGUCAGGGAUAUCGAGAAGUCUGGGCAAACGACUGAGGACAAGAUCAAAAGGUACGACGAUGUUAUACUGAAGAUUCAGGAGUGCGAGGCGACUCUCGCCAGCGCGACCGACAAGGGCCAACAGAUAGCGGCGGAAGGUUCGGUCGUGGACAGGAACAACGUGACGGAGCAGCUGCAGUCGUUGAAGCAACAAUUGCAAGCCCUUCGACGAGCGGUGGAGACGCAAAGGGAGCAACACGAGCUGGCGGCGGCCGAGCACCGGAGGCUCGCUAAUGAACUGGCUGACAUUCUCGAUUGGCUCGAGAGUAAGGAGAAGGAAGUGAAGUCCAGGCCGCUCCUGGAGAGGGACCCGACCAGCGUCGAGGCGGAACUGAAGAAGCACCAUGCCUUGUGCGCCGACGUGAACGAGCAUCUCGACCGGAUCAGGAAACUGAAGGAAUCUGUGCGCCACGAGGAGGGUAUGCCUGGGUCCUUGAAGGAGAUGCUGAGCGAGGCGGUGUCCUUGCUGACGUCCUUGCCGCGGGAGAUGGAGGAGCGCGGAAAUUAUCUCGAGAGUAACAUGCAAAUGAGGCUGGAUUACGCCGCUCUUACCGACAAGCUGCACAGCUGGGCUCGCGAGGCUGAGAUUCGGCUCGAGAGUAACAAGGAGGGUCUCGACUUUGAGAACAUCCUCAGCGAUCUGGAAGAACACAAGAUCUACUUCAGCACUGAGCCAUCGAUUCGCGAGCUCGUGUCGCAGCAGAUUCAGCAAGCGGCCGACAAGAUCUGGCCGUCUUUAGAUAGUUAUGAGCAGGAGGAGCUGAGCGCCCAGCAGCAACAGCACACUCAGCUGCUGAAGAACACCCUCAACACGGCCAAAUCGCAACGUUCGCGUUUGGAACAGGGCGCGGAAAUGUGGAGGGAUUACACGCAGAGCCUGGAGCGCGUUCGCGCUGUCAUCAGCAGGACUAGAUUCACGGAUGAACCGGUCACCACGUUAGCCGGCUUGCAGUUCAACAUUCAGAAGAUCACGCACGCUCUCAACGACAUCCAGAACCAACAGUUCGAGUUGGAUCUUCUCAACGAACGUGGACGAGAGGUCCUCCGGCUGGCAGACGCCGGCAACAAGAAGGCGAUCGAAACGCAGCUCUCCGAGAUCAGCUCGGAAUGGCGCGAGUUGGUCUCGGGCUUGGAAGGACGCAGGGAUGCCUUGGAGGCGCUCUCGCGGCAUUGGGAAGAUUUCGAGGCGCAGUGGGCUCUCAUCGAGACGCGACUGAAUGCGAUCGAGGAGAAGAACAAGCUGAUCGACACAGUGGUGCGCUCGAAGCAGCACCUGCACGACACCGUGAAGGCACUGGAGGAACUCGUGACGGACGCUGAGAAGCUGAAACCUGCUACGGAGGAAGUGAAGAACUCGGCGGGACCUGUGCUCGCGUAUCUCGCAGCGUUCACGGAAGCGCCAGCGCGAGCUCUCGAGGAACGUCUCGAGAAGCUGCAGAAAUCCGCCGAAUCACUCGUCGACUCGCUUCGUGGCAAGUCCGAGAAGGCGAGCGAAGACUUGGAGGCGCUCGAGAACAUCGAGCGUGAGAUCGAGCGGCUGCGGAAGCGGCUGAACGAGGCGCGCGAGCGCGCCUCCGGUCUGUACGUGUUCGGGGUCGAUCAGGACGCGACCGAGGCGGAAUUGGGCGAGCUGCGCUCGCAGGUCGAGGACCUCGUCGACACCGCGAAGAACUUCUCAGGAGGCACUAAGGCGCGGUACCAAGCUAGCCAGCAGCUGGUGCCGAGUGACGUUGCCCAGCAUCUGACCGCGCUCGAGCUCUGUGCCGAAGCGACGGCACAGGCGAUGGAGGAGAAGCAGCGGGAGCAGAAGCGUGCCAGGACCACCAGGUCGGAUUACUUAGCCGACGUGGACGAGGUGCAGGCAUGGAUCCGCCAGGCGGAGCUCAAAGUGCAGGACAGGUCGGUGGAGCCGGCCGUCCUCAGGGAGCACCUCAGGCAGAUACAAAACGAACUGGGCACGAUUAGCGACAAGCUCGAACGACUCACGAGAAACGGACGAAUCAUCGUCGAGAAUACGAGGGACGACGCGGAGAAGGAGCUGAUCAACAAUACGAUCGGCAGUCUCAGCGAGCAGCUGGCGCAGGUGAGGAGCUGGCUGGAGGAGAAGAAACAGAUCGUGGGUGACACCAUGGACGCCUGGCAGAGGUUCCUCGCGCUCUACGACGCCGUGAAGGCGUGGACCGAGGAGAAGAGACAGUUCCUAGUCGAGCCACUGAAGCUCAGCACCCUCGUGCAAGCCAGGCAGAGACUGCACGAAUAUUCGACGGCGGUCAAGAGCUGCAAGCAGGUGAACAAGAAUCUCAGCGACAUGGGCAGAGAAUUGGAGAAUAUCGGUCAGGUGACCAGCGUGGGCAAUCUGCCGGAGAAACUGGCGGAGGCGGAAGAGGGCAAGGUUCAAGUGGAGGGUCAGCUGUUGGAAAGGAACGCGCUGCUGCAAGAGGCCAGCGAGGAAUGGGAGCAGUGCGAGAGGAAGAUGAAGGACGUGCGCAGCUGGAUGGAGAAGGCCAGGCAGACGUUGGAGUCGCCGCAGAACAAGAAGAAACCGCUGCGCGACCAGCACGCGAUCCGCGAGAAGAUGCUCAGCGAUAUCGCGAUCCAGAAGACCAAGAUCACCAUCUCGGUGGAGAAGCUCGAGGUGCACUUCAGGUCCGGCAUCGGUGGUGACAACCGGGUCAAAGAGACCGCCGACGACCUGAUCGCCGAGCUCAACGGCCUCCACAGCACCGUCAAAGAACAGACGGCUUCUCUGGAAGUUUGUUUAGCGCAGAUAGAUCAGUAUCAGCAGGAGAUUCAGCAGCUACGUCAACACAUCGUGCAGGUGGAGCAACAGCUGAGGACGGUGCUCAGCCCGACAUACCUGCCGAACGAUCGGGAGAAAGCUCUGCAAGAGCAACAGAACCUGCAGCAACGGAUGGAGGGUUGGAAGCAACGCAGCAAGAUCCUGGUGGAUCAGAUACACGCCGUGGACCCGUACUACGUGCCCAGCAACGAGUACCGGUUUAUCGGCCAGGCCUCGUACGCCGAUAUCGCAGCGGGCCGUACCAGCCCCAGCUCGAGAAACUGUAGCCCAUAUAGACAGCAACGGGACGCCACCCCGCCGGCCGCGGCCGCGGCGAUGACGCAGGUGCUGCGGCCCGCGAUCACGCGGGUGCAGAAGCUAACUGUGGAGUGCCCGUCGGGCGAGACGCAGCGGCGCGAAGUCGCGAAGACGCGAGCUCAGAGAGGCGACGCGAACCCGGACAAGCAGCCGAAGCCGCAGCCGCAGCCGCAGCGGCAGCCGCAGCCGCGCACCGAGGUGCACGUGCAGGAUCAGAGUGCGGGCGGUGCAGAGGACGUUCACCAAGACGUGCCCGAGGUCACCGUCGAGGUCGCCUUUCGUCGAGGACGGUCGCCUACGCGAAAGACAGGCUCACCGAGAACGAAGGAGCCGCUGACUCUUCAGCAGAGAGAGACCGACAAGUACGACAACCCUCGGGCCGAUGCGAGCCUCAGACAAGAGGCACGGGCGGAAGCGCCGGCGAAGAACACCCUGACGCCGCACGAGGAACGAGGAAGAGGUCGUUCGCCGAGUCCCAUGUGGGUGCCCGGCUCCACGUCUUACGCCGACAUCCUUCGCGGAUGCCUGCAGACGACGCAGCUGAACGUCGCGAGCGCCGCCGAGCCUCCCAGGCAAGAGAUGGUGCCCCUCAACGGGGAGUCACGACGUGGUCGUGGCGAGGUUCCUCGCGCGGAGGAGGUCCCCGUCCCCGAAGCGGACGUCGCCGAGAACGCGAUGGAGCCUCAAGGAGUCGGCGAGUCUGCUGAAGCGGCCGCAGCGGCGUCGACGCAGAAGAUGGAGAGCGUGCAGAUCGCGGAGGCGUAUUGCCAAGCAACAGAGAUCUCCGCGGAGAAGAUCGACGAGCAGGGAUACAGCAAGCCUGACAGCUCGGCCGACUGGACCGACAAGGCUCUGGAGGAUUACAACGUGCUGCAUCAGCAUGUGAAAGCUUACGAAGACGUGCCGCGGCAGCCGCCGCAGCCCGUGGAGAUCUACGACUACAUAAUACCGGAGCCGGAACUGGUCGGCUUCAUCGGCUCUCAGCUCGGGACGUAUUCGGUGAGUUCGUACGUUUACGCGCCGCCCGCCGGCCAUCAUCAUCAUCACCAUCACCACCAUCAUCACCACCAGCAGGUGCAGCAACAGCUCGAGCCGAUCCACUUGAAUCCCUACAACAACGGCUCUCUGGCCUACGCACCCGAGCAUUACGUCGCGCAGACCGCGUACCUUUCAGCGACGGAGAUUUAUCAGCAGACUCAGAUGCAGCAGCAGCAGCAGCAGCAGCAGCAGCAGCAGCAGCAGUGCCCUGCUGGUGACAUGAGGUGCGCGAGUACGAUGAUGAUGCAAAACGUGGAGAAGCCCGUUCAGAUGCAGGUGGCCAGGCAGCCGGAAGUCGCACUCGCGGCGGAAGCUGUCGACAAGUCGGACGAGCAGGAAGAGCCCGCGAGCGUUUCGGACGUAGCGGAAGCUCCCGCGACGAGCAAGUCGGAGGGCAAGGAUACGUCGACAUCGGUCGUCAACAACGAGACCAAAAGCCAGACUUUCUCGUACGCGCAAAUCCUGUCGCAGGGACUGAGUCCGCGUGUCACGCCGACGCGAGUCCUCCGCAAGUCCUCCGUUGCGGAGCAUCAGAACAAGGAACGCUCGUACUCGCCCAAGGAGUCGCUACCGUCUCGUGAAUUAUCGCCGUCACAGGAGAACAAGGUCCCCGGCAGAGAUUCGCAACAGCCGCACGCGAAGCUCGAGCAAGCCAGGCAAUCCAGGGAGAACGAUUGGGACACGAUGAAGAAACGGGAGGUGAGGAAAAAGCAACAGUCCGUGAAUGACAAGACCAAACAAGCGGACGAGAGAAAGUCGCAGAAAUCAGUCGACAAAUCGAAGGACAGACAGAAGAAGGAGAAGUCAAGUUCGCCGAAACAAGUCGCAGAAGCUCGCGACGAACCCGUGGCCGAGCGCGCCGUCGACGCUUCGGGCAGGAGGGAGGAAAAACCGGCGGAGAAAACGCAGGAUAAGCGAACGAUCGACUCGGUGGACACGAGCUCACCGCAGGAGAAGAAGCGCAGGCAGAAGAAGAAGAAGAUGGAUAAGUCGAGCGGCGACGAAAUUGACAAAGCGCUCAGAGAAAUCGAGGACAUGGAUAAGCAGAAGGCAAAGUCUCAGAAGGACAAGCCCAAGGAGCAGGGCAAAGAGCAGAACAAGCCUCGAGAAUCCGCCAACGAGACGCCAACGGACAAAUCGAAGGACGAGGCCGACAAGAAGCAGAGCAAAUCCGGCGAGAAGUCAAAGAAAUCCGGAAAAUCGAGAGAGCCGGCGAAAGCGAAAGAGAAUGUCCCAGUCAAGCAAGACGUAGUGCCCAGUCAGAUCAAAGAGACAGAUCAGAGUACUCUUAAAGAUAACAUCAAAGUUAAAGAGAGUAUCAACGAUACAGCGAGGGAUUUGAGCUCCAAAGACGAGAAGGAGGUCCGGAAAGGCGGUGCCAAAGAAGAGCCGAAAGAUCAAUCUCAUAUUGCCGGCGAUAUCUGUCUUAAUUCCAGCAAAGCUGACGCUAAAGCCAAGCACAAGGCUAAAACAAACAAGAAUACGAAAGAAGGUAGCGACGAAAGUAGGGGAAUUCCAGUUCGGCAAGAACCCUCGGGUGCUCUGAGCGAUAACGCGAAGGAGAAAAUUAACGACGAAAACGUCUUGACGGAGAUUACAAAAUCGUCGGAGAUUCAAAAAGCCGAGUUGAAAGAUACGAUUGAGAAGUCAAAUACGAUUAAGGCCGAGAGCACGACGAAACAGAAAGACGCGUCGAAGAAGGAGCAAUCGUCGAAGAAUAAAACAAAGUCGAGGGGACUGAAUGUUGAAGCCGAAUGCAAUAAUAAGAGUGAGGAGAAACUUGGAAACGGUGUUAAAGAGAAAAGUAAUUUUCCCGGAUUCAAUAAACUGUCGACUGGCACUGAAGUUCCGGAUAAGCCACAAGCGCUCGACGCAAAAGUCAUUGAGGUAAACGGAAAUGUGAAAGGCAAAGCGAAUUCUCGAAAGAAAGACAAGACCUCUAAAGGUAAAACCAAAAUCGAGCCUACGAUCGAUCUUGCGUCACCGAUGAUCUCGACGAGCGAAGUUCCGAGCGAAACAAAAGUCUUCGCGUGUUUGGAUAACGCGGAGAAACUGAUCGUUCCGAAAUCGGGGCAGAUAAUCGAGGAGAGUAAAAUUGUAGAAACGCCAGCAACGGCAAUCGAGAAGCCCGAUGUUGAAGAAGCGCCAAAAGAAAUCGUCCUGUCGUCUGAAAUAGUUCAGCAAACCGGAGAAACAAUACAAACCGAUACCACGAAUAAAAAUGAGAAAAUCGAUCGCGAUAAGAUCGAAAUUGAGAUUCGGGAAUCGAUCGAGAGCAAAGAACCGGAACGUGGUCAGGCGGAUGCUGAAUUAAAAACUGUCAUUAGUGACACAGGCGUUGAAAAAGUCGAGAAGCGGGAAACGGAGAAACGGCAGAUGAAAACGGGCAAACAAAAGAGAUCCGAUAAAACGAAGUCCGGUACGCAAGAUAAAAGUGAAGCAAAGAAAGAUGACGCGGAGAUCGCUCCGCCAGCCGUCGAGAGCGAAAACAAAUCUCUCGGAGAAGAGGAUAAAUCCAAGAUAGAAUCUCCAUCCAAAAGUCUAAUCGAGCCUACAGCGGAGACCUCCGUUGGACUCGCAGAGAAAACAGAUUUGGCUGAGGAAGACGGUAGCUGCCUUAUUCAAUCUAAAAUAGAUGCCAAAAGCAUCGACGAUGUUAAAGCGAGCGAGAAAGAAAUUACGACGAAUGUCGUUCAAGUCAACAACCAACGCGCGCCAGACACCCCGCCGAAGAGUAAGAAGAAAGGUAAGUCGAAGGACAAGUCGAAGGACGCCCAACAGGCGCGCAAUGCGAAAUCCGGUGAACCUAAAUCGAAGGAUGAAGUCGCAAUAGCGGAAUUGAAAACUGCGUCGCCAGUCACACCGAUAAAGGCAGAUGCGUCUCACGAGACCGCGCAGCUUGUCGAGGUGGUCGUUACACCGGACGAAAUCUCAACUUCGAUUGCGGGAGCAGAUUCGAUUGUUUCCACGACGCUUGAAAAUGUGAUCGGAGUCGUUUCUGUCGCAGAAACAUCGCUUGAAGUAUCCGAGACUUCUCCAAAGACGGACGACGCUGCUGCGAAAGCGGAAGAGAAAUGUGAAAUGAUUGAUAAAGGAAAAGUCGAUCGUCCUCUACAGGAAGCGAUUGUCCAGGGUGACAAGGAGACCAAGGCCGUCGAUACGAUCGUCGAAGACGAUCUCCCGAUCAGAGAAUCACAGCGUGCUGGAAAAUCGAAGGAUCCCGCAAAGAGCAAAGAGAAAACGCCGAAACACGCUAAGCCGAAGAAACUCGAAUUCACCGAGCGUGCAAUUGAACAGAAGAAGAAACACUCUUCUCGCGAGAAGAUGAUCGUCUUCAAAGACGAUUCAACGAAGGAGGAGGAAAUCCCGAGACCCGCAAUUGGCACGACAGACCAACGCGAUGUUGGGGGAGAGAAAUUGGACGAGAGCGAGCCAUCAGCUCCGCAAACUGAAAGUGCCACGUUCCAACAGACGCGAGAGCCAUCGGGGAAGAACGUAGCAGAGACAGAAGUCGCUCCCGAACUUUCGAGCGGUUCAGUCGAUGAGGCUGAAAUGUGCGAGAAACACGACGAUGACGUGGCGCGUAAAGACGGCAGUCCGCAGCCUUCCUCGACAGGGAAGGCUUUGAUCAUCGAGAAAAUGGUUACUACGGUAACCACCACCACCACCAGCGCGCCGGGAUCCGUGACCGUCAAACCGCCGGACGUGAAGUCCGUAAAGUCGGUGGAGAUCUUAGAAAACAUACCCUUACCCAAAAUCGUAGGCUCGAAAGUCACCGAGUUGAUCACUUUGCGUCCCGAGACCGUAGAGGCUAGUCUUACCACCACUUACGCUAGGGUACCGAGCGACGUGAGUCCCGUUAAUUUCGAUUCGCAUCCGAUGCAAACGGCUAAUUCGCAACAAGUAGGUCUAACUUCCCCCGCGGGCAUUUUCUCCGAGAGCAUCGUAACGUCCGACGAGUUGGCCUUGUUCGGUAGCGUGCAGGAUAGGAGGAGAACUCGUGCGGAAAUGUCGAAGGGUCGGGACAGCUCGGAGGGCUCACCGGUGACCGCCGUGCUCGAGGAGAGGAAGGAGGAGUCGGUAGUUCGCGUAGACGAUAGAACGGACGGUCAGGAGCCGCUGAUUUCGUCGAACGAAUUCGCGCCACAGAGAGAUCAGUCGUCGAAGGUGGAAGUUGCUGGCGAGAAGGCUCAUCAUACGAUGAGCGGAGCGACACCCGAUAGCGUUACUUUACGGAACGACAAUAUCGCGGAGACUCGGAGCAUCGACAAUCCCACGGAGGAGAGUAACGUCGCGUUAAGCGACGACAGAGUUAACGAGAGCAUGUCGAAAGUCCCGAUCUCGAAGAGGCAGGAACGGGCAGUGAUGGAUGAGCAGAAGAUCAACGUUGAAGUGACAGUUGAGUGCAGCCAGGACAAAACAACGGGAAAGGUGGAAGUGCCGACUGAAGCGAAAUGUGAAGUGAAACGAGAGGACGCACUCGAAAUGGCGAAGGCAGGGCAGCAGAAGCUGCCUGGGUACUUGCUGGAUCUCGUUAAGCCCUACGCCGUGGACCGUCACGCUUACAACCAAGCGGAGAGUAACUUUUAUCGUUACUUCAAAGUUGUCAAGACGAUCAAAGAGCCGCAGUCGCCCGCGCGCCCUGUCGUGCAGGCGAGACCGGAGAGCAUAGCGAGAAUUGUGCAAGAAUCGGUGAUGAAACCCGUCGAGCAACCGAGCCAAGAAGAGUCCGACGUUAGGAAGCAUACUCUUAUCAUGGAGGCGCCGAGGUAUCCCCUCGCCAGUUUUUACGAGUUCGAGUCGCACUGGGUGCGGGCUAAAUCCGUCGCUGGAAAGUCUUCAUCCGUCUCAUCCGAUGAUACCGAGAUGUCAGAAGACUCGUUGAUGGAAGAGACACCGCAAAUCGUUGAAGAGAAGGAAACGGCGAAUGCAGCGCUCGACCUUGAGGAAAGUUCAACUCUGAUCAAUGUGGAGGAACUUACAGUUCAGACAGAGGCGAGUGAAAAUUCAGAGAUGUCCACGCCUCAGGCUGCAACCAUCGCAGAGGCACCGUUACCGGACGAGGCAUUGGAUUCAGUGAUUAGCGAAGAUAAAGAUAAGAAGCUGACGGACGUAAGGCAGUCCGUACAUUUGCUUUCCGACGAUUCCUGGAUGAGUAUGCUGGACGAACCAAUGGUCAUCGACGACGAUUUCGACGACAUGCCUGAGCCGGGAAAAGUGACGAAGGUGGAAGCAACGAGUGAAAUGUUGACGGAUGUUUGCAUCAACAAACAAGAUGAGAAGGACGAAGAGGCGAUAAAAGAAAGACAAUCGCUCGGAGAUAUCUCCGAUGUUGAUGAGGAAGUUGCGCCCCGUGCCAAGUUAGUUGAAGAUGCAGUAUCACUUGGCACGACCGCUGACAAUGCAUCACCCGCAGAAACAGAUUCAAUUGCUGAAAAAAUCGACGAAACUUCAGAAGUAAACGUGUGUGUUAAAUCGCCCGAAGAAGAAAUUAGCGACGUUCAGUUGACAGUUGCUGAUGUAAGGGCAGACGCGAACGUUGUUGCGGAAGAUGACAAAGAUGAAAUCGGGAAGGAGAAGCCGGAAGCUAAAGCAGCGGCAACUGUGGGCCCAUUCAUACAUUUGGAGUCUGACGAUUCUUGGAUGGCUCUCUUGGAGGAAGAGAUAACAAUCGAUGACGACUUCGACACGCUGGAAGUGAAGGAGGUGGACAAAAUGGCAGAGAAAGAAGACAAAGAGACUGGAAAUGUGAGAAAGAUCGAACAGCAGGCGGAAGAGAUCGGAAAAGAAGAGGCGAAGAUCGAAGUUCUGAGUAAAGCGAUCCUAACGGAAAUCGCCGUGAAGGAUGAGUAUCUUGCCGGCAUAAAAGAUAUUCAAAGCGAGAUAUCCGUGGACACCGAGAAACAUAUCGACAGAGCGAGAAAUCAGCCGAAGAAGAAGAAGGAACCGAAGCAUGCGAAAGAGGCGAAAGCUAAAGAUCAGGCUAAGCCUGGAUCCAAGAAGCAGAAUGAGGCAAAAACUCAAGCAGCCGCUGUCGAGAGCGACUCACCGCCGGCGCCAUAUAACUUGGACGAAGUCGAGGUAAAAGCGACAGAUAUCGAGACGAAGGAAGUGGAGAAGCCGUUGGCAGUGAGCGGCCAGCAGAGCGAGGAAUUGAAACCUCCUUCGGAGGGGAGCGCAUCGAGACAAAAGGAGCCGAUUACGGUUGAAGAGAUUCACUCAGAGAGACCAUCGUCGAAACGUGAGGAGGCCAAGUCGAAAUCUGGCAAGAGAGGCAAAAAGCAAUGCGAGAAGUCCGAAGCCAUCCAAGAAAAAUUAGCCAAACGCGACGGUAGAAUGAACGACAAUGCUUCUCCGAAAGUCAAAGAGACGGAGUCAAGUGCGCCCGAGGUGUCGCCGGUCGUGCAGAAGCAACUGGACUCAAAGGAUGACGCGCCCAAGUACGACAGUCGACUGAAUCCCAAUGCCAAAUCGUGGGCGGCCGUGGUUGGCGCGAGUGGUGUCGGCGAAACGAUCGCAGUUCCCGAAGACGAUUCCUCGAGUGCUCAAACGUCCGUUGCCGCCGGUCAAGAUACAACUGACCCGAGUGAUACAAGUGCCCCAAGACUCGCCGAGCAGCCUGGACUAACCGCGCACGACUCGUGCGAAAUUUCAUCGGAGCCCGAAACAUGCGCGACUCCGGCGGAAAAACACACCGACGGACGAAACAUCGUCGAAGAAUCGAAAGUGGUAGCGGCGGAGGAACUUGCCAAGCCGGUCGCGGAAAAGUCCGCUGAAUCGCCGGAGCAGCUUAGAGAAGGAGGCAAGUCUUACGCGCAGGUCGCAGCCUCUUCCCGACGGGCUUCUCCGCAAGUUUCUCAAGAGCCUGAAGUACAUCUGAUUAAACCCGUUCCGCUAAAGCCCGAUCAUAAGGUGCUCGAUGUGACAGUCCCUGUUCUCGACGAAGUGUGCAGAUGUGAAAGUGCAGAUGUGGAGAUGUCGCAAAGUCCCUCGAAGCUGGAGAUUAUACCGAGGUUCGACGAGGUGACGGUGCAGCAAACUGCUGAUCGCGAGACGACCAUCGCGGAAUUCACUCCCCAAAGCGAAUCGGUUCCUUGGGUGGAGGAGAUGGAGGACGAGGUAUCGAUCGUUUCCCCUGACUCGCAAUCCGCUGUAGACUCGAGAGACGCUGAAGUUUCCGGCUCCAAGCCGGAGACAAGUACGUGGGCCGCGAUAGUUGGUAAAAAGUCCGUGGAAUCGCCUGUGGAAGUUAACAACGCUGCCAAUCUCGGCCAAGUCUGCAAACCGGACCAGACUGCCGAACUGCGACCUCCGACGCAUGUGCAGAUUUACGUGGAAGAAGCUCCCCAACAGGAGCUCCCCAUCGAGAAGUUGGUUCGAAUAGACGAGCAAGAUUUCAUAGAAUUCGUUAAUCGGAAGGAACUGCGCUCCAGACGUUCCAGGUCGCAUUCGCGAAACGACCGACGAGACGACGGGCAUGCAGUUGUAGAAAGCUCAGAUUCGAUUAAGGAUAAGGAGACCAAAGCUUCAGAUGCUCAAAGCGGCGAGGAUAUUACAGCCAAGGGUGAGGGGGUCGAGGAGGAGAAGCCUGCACGGGGACAGGAGGAUGAACAGAAGCAAGUGGACGAGCCGAUGAAAAUCGUUAAGCAGGCUGUUAGAGAAAUCGCCAAGCCGACCAAGAGCAGAGAUAAGGCGAAGCAGAAGAAAGACUCGGCCGAGCGCAAGAAGGACGAACGUAAAAGGGACAAGAGGCAGCCCGCGGAAACUAGCGAGGUACCGAGUGACGAGAGUAAAGUUGCUCAAGAAACGAAAUCAGAACAAGAUGAGACACCUAAAGGCAAGAAGGCUAAAUCCAAGAAGAGCAAGUCCGGCAAGGAUUCGAUGAAACAACAAUCUGAAAUUAAGGCGCAGAGGGAAUCAAAGAAUGUUGAGGAGACGGUAAAAGAGGAGGACACGAAACCUGCCGGUGAAACCGAAACGUCCGCAGAAAUUCAAUCGGAGAACAUCGUGGCUGAAAGUCAGGAGCUUAAAACUGUCGAGGAUCCAUCAAUUGAAGAAGCGCGAUUAAUUACAAGUACUGCGAUUGCGCAAGAGAUUAAGAACAAAGACGCAGAUGCAUUUCCAAUUACGGAGAAGAGCAGUACCGCGAAAUCGAAGAAGAAGUCGAAGAAAAAGGGUAAAGUGACGCCCGAGCAAACGAUUGAGAAUGCGUUUGCCACGGGAAAGAAGACGGUAGAUGAAAAUUUGGAGAAGAAAAUCGAAUCACCGGUGGAGCCAAAACUAGACGAAGUAAAAGUGAAAGAAGAGGUUACCAUGGACGUGGUGUGCGGCACACCUACGAGUCCAGAAAAUGAAGGGGUUUUAGCAGAGAAGAAACAAGAAAAUAUCGAGGAGCAAAUUAUCGAAAAGUUUGUAGAACAGGAAAGCAUUGAACAAAAGACGACGGUAGACAUACCUGAAAAUACAGAGGAACAUAAAGAAUCGCGCUUGGGAACUGUAGAAGAAAGCGUGGCGGAGCAAAAAGAAAUGCCCAAACUCACGAAAGCAGAGAAACGGAAGCAGAAGAAGAGAGCGAAAGCUUCAUCGCGAAACGAGACAACCGAGAAGAAAGAAAUCGAACCUGCCGAAGAGGACUUUGCUCCAAGUAAAUCUGUCGAUUCGUCUAGCGAGACAAACAUUGCUGAGCGAGUUAAAGGCGAGGAGAUAAUCAAGUUAACAGAUGGAACCGCAAAUACCGCGUCAACGGAAGCUAAAGUGGACGUUACGUCAGAAUUAAAGAAAGACGAAGAGAUGACAGCUGCAUUGCAGGCUGUGCAAACGGAGGAAUCGGAGAAAUCUACGGAGAAACCAGAAGUUAUGGGCGAAAAUGAAACGUCGCUUCCGCAAGUAACUCCGAUAGCCGAGAAACCAAAGCAAAAGGGCAAAUCCAAGUCGAAGAAAGGAAAACGACACGAACAGGACGAUAAAACAGCCAAGUCGAAUCAAGAUUUCACGAGUACACUCACGACGGAUUAUUAUAAGGAGACCGAAUCCUUGCCCGUUGCGGAACACGCUGAGAUUUCAAGCUUCUCUAAAAUCGCGGUGACACCCGACAGUCAGCAGAACGAAAGAGUAAACGUUGGAGAUGAAAAAUCAGACAUCGAGCCGAGCGAGAUGUCGCAACCUCCGGAGACCAAAAUCGACACAAACGAUUCGCCCGCGAUAGUAACGAGCCACGAAGACAUGAAAGAACCAGAACCUCUGGCACCUCCCACAGAGAAAGAAACAAACGUGGAAUCGGUGACGAUGAACGUUGAAGAAACCGUAUCUGCGGGUGAAGACAAAGUGGACAAAGCGGAGAAUCUCAGUCCAAAGGACGAAGUUUCCACACAGGCAGAGUCCUCGAGUGACCCGGCUGUCACUGUCAUAAAGCAUUCUCCACCGAUAGACAAACUAUCCUCCAUCGCACAGCGGUCCUUCGACAACGAAGAGAAGCGCGUCGCUGCGAGUCUUGAGCAAGAAGGUCCAGACUCCGACCUCCCGAGUGCAUCUCCCAAGUCCAAAGUGCAGUUCUACAUAGCGGACGAGAUCUUGAUCCUGAAACCCGAGAAACGCAAGGACACCGUCGCGCCGGUGGAGUCCCUCCUGCAGAAACGACCCGACGACUUUUGCAGCUCGCGGUUCCUCUCCAUCGACGGUGGCUUCUGGCCCGACAAACGACCCUAUCACGAAGCCGAGCGCGAUCACUUCGAGAACUUAGCUCUGCACACGAAAAAGAAUCUGUCGCGCGACUCCGACGACCGUCAUCGUCCGCGAGACCGCGACGGCGAUCGCGACAAUUCGGACGGCGGCGGCGGCGGCGGCGGUGGCGGUAGAUCGCGGGAUUCCUGCGACAAUUCGCGCUCCCUCCUGGGCGCGCCCCAGACGGAGCGUAUGGUGGCCGACUUGCCGGGUGGUAUUUGUAGCUGGAGCGAUUAUAGCACUUACCUGUCGAGCGAGAGCGAGCGGACGGUGGAUCCGGACGGGCCGGCGCUCGAGGAUCCAACGCUCGACUCGGGUCUAUCCUUGGAUUACUCGUCGCCGAGCGACCUUCAGUCACCUCGUGACCUCCUCCCGCCCCUCCUAGCUUCCUCCUCCAGCCACGACCAGCCGCAGACCGAGUCGCGCACGGAGUCACCCGUAGACGCUGAAGUAAGCCCGAGGGAAUGUCCUGCGGUCUCUUCUUCGAGUACCCUCCGAAGUCCCGAUCAUCCUAGCACUCGCACCUGGUCGUCGACCUACGCCCAUCUUCGUCCACAAUCCAAACUGCAUUUAGGUAGAGAUACGAGCGAGGAAUCCAUGCUAUGGUGCAGCCCGAACGGGGUGGCGGAAAGAGAGACGGCCGAAGGCGAGGCUGAAAGAAGGAUACGCAGGAUCCAGGCCACCGUCGAGGAAGGUCUCGCUUCUCUGCAAGCGAGACUCUCGAAUGUCGAGGGAACGAUGGGUUGCUUGCCUCAGGAUAGCGUAGAUGCUAUGCUGUUGUCUCUUAUGGCUAUACUGACGGAGCUCAACACCUACGACGAGGAAGCGACUCAGCUUCAAGGGCGAUUACGCGAGAUUCCUGCUGACGUCGAGUCUCAAAGGCUGUCGUCGGCUUUGACGGGGAUUCACACGCGAGUUAACGCCCUGCUCGAUCAAGCGGAACAGGGGAGAGCGGCUCUCGAGCAGGCGCGAGAAGGCCGGGAGAGACACGACCAGGAGGUGCAAACCUACAGAUUGUUCCUCGACGAGACGGACGCUUGGCUGAAGAGCGUCGCGUCGACGAUGCACGAGCAACACUCGUUCAACACCAACCAGGCUUUGCAGGAUGAAUUGACGAGCCGCGCGCGUCGAGUGUCAGAGCUCGAGUCGUUGGCGGAGGUAAGCGGACUGGCGACGACGCUGAAGGAAGCCCUCUUGGAUGUGCUUGGUCGUCUCCAGCAAAAGCAGCAGGAGAUUUACGACGAAGAGGCUCAGGCCGACGACGAGUCGACGGAAAGAGACAAUGCUACUCUAGACGAAGCGCCCUCAAUUCACUCUUCCUUGGAAGCCGGUCCGCCGUCCUUGGCUGACGUCUCCCUGCAGACAGGUCAAAGUUUACUGCUCGACGACGUAGUCGAGAAAAAGACGCAGCUCACGAAGCAGACGUCCACGACGCAGAUGCCGUCGACGACCACGUGUCACUCGUUGACGACGCAGACCACGCAAGCCCUGCUGCCGAGCGAGAGCGCUCAGACGCAGGAGGCCAUAAAAGUCCUGAAAACGACCACGGGCGAUCACGACGUGAUCGAGAUAGCGACCAAGUACGUGCCGCCGAGUUUCGCCCAGGAGGUGAGGACGCAGCGGGAGCAGUCGAGCGUUCUACCCGACGAAGACAUCGUCGUCGACAUGAAGUACCAGGACGCGAAGAAGGCCAACAGCGCGACGAGCGAGCUGAACAUCGUCCACGCUGCGCCGCAGUCCUUCGAGACAGUGUUAGUCGAGCCGGACGACGUCACCACCGAGGUGGUCGUCGACGCUGACGGCACCAAGAGGAUCAUCGUGAGGAAACUGCGACGCACCACAGUCACCAGCAGGCAGACUACUCAGCAACGCGUGUCCACGCUGUCGACGGCGCUCGGAGACGCGCCGCCGAUGAUGCAGGCUUUCUCAGAGGCCGCGAUGAGGGACCAGCAGGUCACCGUGACCAGGACCAGACCGGACGGCACCAUCGAGACCACGACGAGGCAGAUUUACGGCGGUAGGGUUACCACGGCGGCGCCUACCGAAGGCAUCAACGUGGAGGAGUACGAAUCCGAGCCUCAUUACACGCGCAUGGUGACGCAAGGUCAGAUCGGAGACAUCAGCUGUCAGCCGGUGGAAGAGGAGAUACUGAUGGAGGGCGGUGAGUACCAGACGAGCACGUCGAGCGUCCACGCCGUGGUGCAACAGGUCACCAGGCGGGUCAUCAAGAGGACGCGCAGGAUCAUUCGCAAGGUCACCAUAAUAGACGGCAAAGAGACCACUACGGAGGAAGUGAUCGAAGAACCUGAAGAGGUGGAGAUCGACGAGCAGGACAUACCUCACAUCAGCAUCAACGUGGUUAAGAGCGAAGAUCAGAAGACUAUAGAUCCGGGGGAGAGAUUGAUCGAGGGUACAACGAAGCAACAUGAAACAACAAGACCGAUGGAACCCUGCACUCCCGGUAGUCCGAUGCAGGGACCGUUCUUCGGGCCGUUCGCCAAGGACAUGGUGACCACGCCUCGAGAAGAAACCGAGGAGCCGGCGACGGAAACGUCGACGACGGUCGCGGCGAAAGACGACGACGUCGUCGCGGCAGUUGAAACUUCGAGUGUCGAGGUACGAAGGAAGAAAAGCGUAGAGCAGCAAGAACCUACGGCGGAAUUAACGGACUCGACGGCGGAGGCAGCAGAUUCCAAGAUAGAGGUACCGGAAUCUGCGAGAAGCCCGACAGAAGAAGCGCUUCCAUCGCCGAGAGGAAUAGACGAUAAGAGUGUAGCAUCGGAAGAAACGAAACGACCGACGGACAAGCAGGAAUUCGAUCAUUUCCUUAGCGAGGUAAACGGCUUAGGUAGAGUCACGGCGGUCGACAGCCAGGCGCUGAUCGAUGCUGAGCGGUCUGGCGUUUUGCAGACUCCUGCCGAGGACGUCUCAGUUAGCGCGACACAUGCGGAAUCUAUAAAAUCCCCAUUAGAGCCGGCGGUGACAGAUGAUGACGAACCGGUGGUCACCAAGGCUACUUGUAAGUCUGACGAUGCACCAGUAAAGAGCGAAACACCCAGUAUCGAGCUAGAGAAUGGCACGGUAGAAGUAGAAACGCACCACGACGGUAGCAGCACCAUAGAGGCUGGUAAAGAUGUCGAUGUAUUGACUGUCGUUGUAUUAGAGGAAAAGAUUGAGCGAAAGGACCAGCCGGGAAUAUCAGAGAAAGAGGUACCGAUCGAACCAUCCGCAAGCAAAGAGGAAGAUGACGACAUGAUGGUGGUGGCGUCGUCUCCAAAGUCGGAGCCACGAACCGAUGACGAACCGAUCGUGCCGCCAAGUGAAUCAGACACCGUGAAACCCGAUGAAUCCGUAGAAAGAAUUAUCUCAACAUCAAGAGACACGGUGACACUUGCCAAAGAACCGGAGAUCCCGUCGGGCUUGUUCGUGGAAGAGGAGGAGGAGGAGGAGGAGGAGGAGGAGGACGAUUCCAAGGACGAAGCGUUCAAACCGGAGUACAAACCGGUGUUCCACAAGGUUGAGAUAUCUCUAUCCGUGCGCAAGGACGACGAACAGGCGGAACCUUUGGUGUCCAUCAAGACUCGAGCAGAACGACCCGAGCUCGCUCCAUACCGCAUCGUCAAGGAAGACGUAGACAUCAGUCUUCCGGCGGACAAGAAAAAGACGGAGGUGAUUUACGAUAAAAUCGUGCAGACCAGCGCUUUUCUCACCGCUGAAAAGGAAACGGAGACCUUGCAACAACAGAUACCUACGGCUGAGAAGGAAACAGAGACCUUGCAGCAGCAAGUAUCUACGGCUGAGAAGGAGAUCGACGUUCGCGUCGAGUCGUCGGAGAAGAGCAAGUCGGACACCACCAGUCACAAGAGCAGGAAAAAGAAACGGCACAAGACCAAGCCGGCAGCCACGGAGAAGCUCACGGAAACGGAAUCCAGCCAGUCGAUCGCUACGUCGGUCGCCGAGUCUAUGGAGAUCAACAUCCCGUCGUCGGACUCGUCCAAGCAUGCCAGCGAGCAACCGCAGCCGGACGUCGCCGAGAUCAUCAAGUCCAUCACCGAAUCGUCCUUGAGCUUAGACGAUCAUGCCAUGCCGGAGGACAACGGCUACCAAGCGGACGACAAAACCAUGGAUGAAUUGUCCGUUGCGCUGGAAGACGAGGACGGAGCGAAGAAGAAGAGGAAGAGGAAGAAGAAACAGAAGCAGAAGGUACGAUUAACUCGAGACGAAGAGUCGACUCAGGUGCCCAAGUCCAGCAGCGACGACGCUGCGUUCACGGACGAUAGUCUUCCUCUGGAGGUUCCCAAGUUGGAAGAGAUGACCGAGGAGAAAAAGCCGCAGGAGGACCAUGUGAUAAAAGUGAUAAAAGAAGAUGUGAUCGAAACUUUGGAAGAGCACACGGCGAGAGAAGAAGGCGCAACGGAAGGAGAAGAAGACAAAGCAGAAGACGGAGCUGAAGAAGUCGAGACGAUGCCGCAGAAAGAGGCUAUUAUAGCGCACAAAGUUGCACUGGACGACGCGAAUACUCAAACCACAGUGGAGACGUGCGACGCAUCGACCGCGCUCACCCCGAAGGUAGACGAAGAGAGCAUCUCUACGUUCGCGCAAACGUCUCCCGAGCCGGUACCGCUGACACUCGAAGAGGAGGUUCAAACAGCCAAGACCGAGGAGACUCACGUCGAGACGCAGACGAUAUUAGAACCCGGCCUCGACUUUAGCGCGCAGAUGGCCGAGGAGACGCCGGAAGUUGAAGAUUCCGGCGUGCAGACUGCGACACCUACAGCGACGCUGAUGGAGGAGCUCGCGGUGCAAACCAGCCCGAUAGAAGACAGUUCGCCUGCCGCUGUCGUAAGAACAGAGAAGGAAGAUUCCCAAGCGCAAACGGUACAGAUCGACAUCCUCUCCACGGAAAUGCAGACCUCGCCCGUUGAGGUAGCCCCCAUGAUAGCGACCGAGACCCAAACGGCGAUAAACACCAUGAUGGAGGUGGAACAACAGACCACCCCGUCACCGGUGGAGGAGAAGAUCGCGCUGCUGGAAACCGCCAUUCAAACGUCGUCUCCGGAAGUGCCGGAGUCCCUGGAGAAGCACAUGCAGACGAGCGCCCCGUCGAGUCCGGAGCUGCCGGACGUCUCGCACAUGGAUACUCAGACGGUCGCAGCUCCAGAAGCAGCGCCAGCCGAGACGACGGAAACCCAGACGACGCCCGAGGUGAGCCCUCGGCAGGUGGAGCUGCAGGAGACCGAAAUGCAAACGAAAUCACCGGAACCGACUAUGGAGACGACGAUGCAGACGAGCCCGGUGAGUGUCAGCCCGGAACCUACGCGAGUAGUAGUGUGCGAGGAGUCCUCGAUGCAAACCAGCAUCGAGGAGGCGAGGCAGACUACAGAGGAGGAGUCGCAGACCAGCUCGCCGGAGAAGACUCAGACCCACGACAGUUCGGUGCAGAUUAAAACGAUGGAGCUGAUACCGCAUGUUGAAGAGAGCGUGCAGAAUAUCCCCGAGACGUGCGAGAUCAGCGCGCAGACGUCGCCGAAGGAAGAGAAACCAGCGGCGGAGACUGCGUCGGUGUCUCAGCAGACCGCACAGAUUACCACGCAUACCGUCGAGGUGUCUACCGAGGAUCUGAAGGCAGAGACAGGCGAAGCAGCGGAUGCCCAGGAAGUGGCCGUUGCGAUGGAGCCGAUUAUCUCGGAGGUGGAAGAGGAGCAGGAGGAGGAAGUGCCGCCGUCUGCGGAAUUAUUAGAAACUCCAGCAGCACCUGAUGUACAAGUACCAGAAAACGCGAGGUCCCUCGAGGAGGUGAAGGAGACAGAGGUUGCGGCUGAUGAGCCGGAACCGGUCCAGCCGGUAGACGUUGUUCCCACGAGCGUUCCGGAAAGCACCGUAGAAACAGAAGCGCCCAUCGAGAGAGAGACGAGAGAUCGACUUGCUGAGUUACCCGCAGCGAGGGAGAGUCCAAGGCCAUUGGAGACUGAUGCGAGGGCGAAGGGAUCUACGACGCCUUCGACCUCGGAGAAGGACACUACUCCAGACACUUCGUUCGAGAUCCACGUUCAGGCAACCAUAGAGCUGUCCGCCAGCGACACGCUCGACAGCGUAGCGUCUGGCAGCAAAGAGUCAUCUGACACUUCCCGGGAGACCACGGUGACCGAAGAUUUCAGUAAUGACGCAGCUGCAGCUGCUGCUGCUGCUGCUGAGCAAGACAGCAAGGCAGCGAAGCGUCAAAGAAGGAAGAGAAAGCACAAGACCAUGGAGAUCAGUCUACCGAGCAAGUCCGAGCUCGAGUCCAUAUUCGGGCAACCGCAAAUCGAGUCGCAAGAUAUUGCCUUGAAGCUCUCCUACAGUGACGUCGCCAAGAAGAACACCGGCAGGCAAAGGUCCCCGGUAGGAGACGUCUUGGACGACAUUCUAGAUGACGUGGUAUCCGAACACGUCCCUCAGACGAUACCUCAGUACCCUGAGCCAGACUUGAAGUCGGAGGGUACCGCGUUGAGAACUGUGAUAGAGAGCGCGAAGUACGCGGAUGAGAAGGGCAUUCAAGGUGUAGCAGAUGUCUCAACUACCUCGAAAACAGUACCUACAUCGACGAUCGAUCGAUUCGCGAUCGACUCGAGUCGCAACAUUCCAGAAGCAACAGCAGUACCUGAAGUGCGAAUGCCUUUCAUACUCGGCAAACUGACGAUGGAGCCGCUGCUGAUGCCGUUGGAGCAACAGAAGUUGUCCGAGCAAUCGGCGGCACUCGCGCAAUCGUCGCCCGAGCCAAUGGACACCACCGAGGAACCGUUGACGCCCGUGGAAGUGGAGCAACCUAUCCUGAGUAAGGACCAACGGACAGAGAUCAAGACCUAUGCUAAAGUGAUAUCCGAGUCGCACAAGAAAUCCGCGCCACCGGCCUCGACUGGCGCCGGAAAAUACGACGAGAAGGAGCCGCAGCUGUGGAAAGAACCCGCCACCUUACCGUCGCCUCACACCUUGUCCGCGACCUUCCUCCUGAAGGAAUCCCUGGAAUACGGCGUGAAGCCGCAGCACCAGGCUGCGCAAACGAUGCAGGCCACCAGACUGAUCAGCGAUCGGGUGAAGAGUCUGCAGAAUACCAACGAGUCCAGUCACCUGGGCAAUAUCCUGCACAUCGCGCACCUGGAAGAGGUCACUACGGACAGGCUCGCGGAGGAACGCUCGUCGGACGUCCGCAGGGAACUGGCGCAACUGAGGAACGCCGUUCAGGAGAACGACGUGGUGGUGGUCGAGGAAACGCUCGUCACCGUCGUCGAGACCAUCUCGACCUGGCUGGAGACCAUCGAGUACCGCAUCUUCUUGAACAGAAAGUGCCCGGCCGGGCCUUCGCACGAGGAUGCCAAGACAUUCGUCGAGCUGAAGGAUGAGGUGAAUCACGUGGAGGAGAGUAUCCGUGAGCUCGACGACAUCUGGAAACAAGUGGAGCCGGCCUAUCCGGAGGAAGAGCGGGAGAGACUGCAGGAAUGCGUGGAUGCUCUCGAGCAUCAGGUGAAGAUCAUCGAGCAUGUCACCGCCGACGGGGAGAAGUACGCGAGCAGCCAAUUCGCGAGGUGGGACGAAUUCUUGAACGGUGUGAACAACGUGUACAGAUUGGUCGAAGAACAACGGACGCUGCUCGACCACAUAAUCGAGAGCGAAUGUUCCACGCAGUGGAAGCUGCGGGAGCUCGACAAGUUGGAGAACACGAAUCGCUGUCACAUGUGGCAGACGAGCAAGCUACUGGGCGCCGCUCGUGAAUUGCUUCGGGAUCAUCCCGGCAAGAUCAUACCCGAGGAAACGUACGCCGUGCACGAAAUGACAAAGAUCAUCGAGCACGGUGUGUGCGUCGAACGGGAGCGUCUUCUCCAGCUGCUCGCCUUAGCCGAGGAGUACGAGCAGACGCUUCAGGAAUUCGCGCAGAUCACCGAGAUCGCGGAGAACCUGCUGGACAGCCCGAUCUCUGUGGUGAGUCUGGAGCACCUUCAGGAGGAGAUGCAGAAGCACAGGAAGUUCUUCGUCAACCUGAAUCACUGUCGCGCGAUCCUCGAGUCGCUGGAGGGCAAUCUGGACCCGGAAACGAGAGCCAAGCACUCCAGUCUGCACGAGGAGCUGCACGGCAGAGCGACGGCAUUGCUCGAUCAGGCGGCUUCAAGGGCGCAACAAAUGGCGUUGGCCGCGUCGCGCUGGAUGCUCCUGGAGCAGGGCGUGAAGGAGGAGAGAGGCUGGCUCCAGGUUGCGCAUCAACGCGUUCCCGAUCUCCAGACUGUCACGUCGAUCGACUACGACCAGUACAUCUCCCUCUAUCAGUCCCUGUCGUCGGACGUAGCGACUCACCAUGCGCGAUUGAUUCAACUGCUCGACGUGGCGCGAGGUCUUCGCGACCUCGUCGACAUUGAAGACCCCGAGGACCGAUACGGCGAGGCUCUGGAUGUGAUAGUGAAGCUACAGGAGGACAUCGAAGCCUCUCUCAGGAGACUACUCGCUUUCAAGGACAAUUGGAAUCAUCAGGAGGCGCUGACGGAUCGGCUGGAGCAGUGGAUGACUUCGGCCGAGAAGGAGCUUGCCGUGUUGCGCGACCCAUCGGGGAGCUCCAUGCGUCAGUUUUGGGAAUUGAAGGCGCAGUACGAGGUGCACAACAACAUGCGCAACGAGGCGUACAACUACUUCGAGCAAGCUCUACGAGUGAUCCCCUUGGCGGACGAGAUGCUGCAGCGGCAAUUCCGCGGCGAGUUGCAGAAGCGUUGGAAGGACGUCAGCGAGAAGAUCAGCGAGAUCCAGGAGGACGUGACCCGCAGCAUCUCGUCGGAGGAGAUCUCGUCAAACGAGAAGCUGAAGCUGCUCGAGAGGGAACUGAACGAGCUGCGGGUGACGAUCAACAGUUUCCACGGGGUGCUGAAGACGGAGGAGGAGCUCGACCUGUACGUCGAGAGGCUCACCGUGCUGUUCGACAGGAUCUUCCUGAUCCAGGACGAGAUCGGUCGGCUGGGCCUCCUGCCAGCGGCGGAGAGCGAGAGGGUCGGGAUCCUGCUGUCGUCGGCGCGCUGCAUAGAGGGUCUCAUCAGCGAGGAGCUGGACUCGGCGCAGUUGCUCCGGGAGAGGAUUCAGUGUCUCCAACGCGGACUGAAUCGCUUCAGGAAGGCUCACAAGAGACUGUCGACUAUCCUGGACCAAUGCGAAGGGAGCGAGAAGCAAGGGAGCGAGCUGGUGGCAGCGGCCGUGGACCGCUGUCAGUCGGUCGCGGACGAGCUGGCGGUUCUCUGGCAGGACCUCAUGGCGUUGAGGCAAACCCUGCACAACUUGCCGACGGGCAUGAGGGUGACGGUGUCGCCGGUGGGCAUCGAAAGGGACCUCUCCAACGUGCAGGACACGCACACCGAGCUAGAGUCGAGGUGCGCUCGCCUGCUCUCGUUGCUGCACAGCAAACUGGCGUUGUGGCGGCGUUUCGAGAGGCAGCUGGAGAUGGUGCAGCAGUCCGUCCAAGAGGCGGACUACAUGAUGGAGCUGUUGACCGUCCAGGGCUCCGUCGAUUACGACAGACUGCUGAAGGCUACCGAGCGGCUCGAGGGUCUGAGCGGCGAUUUGGGCGCCCGGGAAGUUCUCAUUGGCGAGCUACGUGCCGCCGCCGAGCCUUUGCGGGAGAGUUGCGCCGCAGAGGUCCGCGAGAAGGUCGACGCGGCGGUAAAUGAGGCUGUACAGGCUUGGGAGGACACAAGGGCCGAAUUGGACGCCCUUUGCACCCGCUAUCAGCGCGCGUGCAACCUCUGGCAGCAGUACAGGGACUCGAGCGCCGCGGUGAAAGCCUGGGUGGACACCCAGAUGAACAGCGUGGUGAACCUGCCGCCGGAGGAAGCAGUCAAGCAGAUCAAGGUUUGCGAGGAGACCCUGGCGGAGCACAAGGAGAGACUGGCGGAACUGCGCGGUCUGGUAGCACAGAUCGCAUCGGACGUGGGUCUGGACGCCGGUGGACCGCUGCACUGCGAAGUCGAGGCGCUCGGUCAACGACUCGAAGAUGUCCGCGAAACCUUGUCGACCCUCGCGGACACGGUGGACGCGCGUGUCCUCAACCAGGAACUCGCACGCGGCGAUCUCUGCCAGACGAAAAAUUUCCUGGACUCGGUCCAACAGAGUCUCACAGCGGUGGGUCAAGGUGAGUCGAACGAGCAGCUGACGAUACUGCGGAAUCAUCUCCUGGCGCUCACGCGGACCGAGCCGCAGCUCCAGUCCAUCAAGGAUCGCGCCCUGGACGUGGCCGUGCAAGAGCCCUCCGUGGUCGAGGUGGUGCAACUGUGGCAGCGCGUGUUCCAGGAGACCUUCCAGCAAUACCACCGGCUGUCGACGCGACUGAUACGCUCGCAGGACGUGGCCGCCGCGCUCAAGCUCUGGGAGGAGUACCUGACGCACGUGCGGGACUUCUUGUCGAGCGGCGUGCCCGGCGACUACAACGGACUGUCGGAGUACCGGAACAUCUGCGAGGUGCACCGGAAGCUCCUGCCGGAGCAGCAGAAUCUCAUAUUGACCGUGCGGCAAGAGGAGGACCGUGACCGAUCGGUCGCCGAGCAGUUUAACGCCCUGACGAAUCUGCACAAUGAGACGCUCGCGAGGAUACUGGAGCGGCACACAACGGUGCGCGACAGGAUCUCCGCCUGGGACAAGUACAGGCAAGACCAGGGCAGGCUGUUGACGUGGCUGAAGGAGGUCGAGAGGGAGCGGCAGCGCAUGCACUUGCAGUUUAUUCAUCUGAAACGGCUGGACAAGAUCCUGCAGAGGAUCCAAGCGCUGCUGGACAAACUACCGUCCGGCGAGGCGCAGGUGGGCUCGCUUCAGGAGCAGCAGGAGUACCUGCUGACCGACUGCGACGAGGCGCUGGCUGUCUCGAUACGCAUGGAGCACGCGGCCAGCGUGCAGCGUAUCGCCAAUUUGCGAGCCGGCCUGGAGACCUGGCGGGACUUCGUCCAGAGGGUGCAGAAACUGCACGCGCAGCACGUCGAGCAAUCCGGCCUGGUCACCGCGACCUUCCGCGAGAUUGGCCAAGCGCUCAGCUCGGCCUUCCACGCGGGCCCGACGAGUCUGUCCAGGACGAAGGAGCAGCUGGAGUCGCUUCAGCACCUGAGAACUCGUCUGGCCGAGGGGCAACGUAACCUCGAGUCCCUCGGCGUCGUCACCGAGCAGCUGAGGGAAUGCUUGAGUCCGAGCGACAUGAAGACGCUGAAUCAGCACGACGCGCUUCUGUCGCAGCAGCACGGCGACCUUGAGUAUCAGCUGGCGCUGUUGGCCUACAGGCUUGGCGAGCGCUACGGUCUUCAUGGCCGGUGGGAGAGCAGGUUGAGCAAGUUCCUGCAGUGGGUGGAAGAUACCGGGACGAGAAUGCGAGGUUACGACACCAUGGCGUUGGACGAGCCCGAGGAGGCGUUGAAACGACUCGACUGCGAGCUGCAGACCGAGAUGAACUUGAAGCAGCGCGAACUCGAAUGGCUGCAGAACACCGGGCAGGAGCUGAUAGAGGCCGCUGAAGAGGCGGAGAAGGCGAAGCUGCAGCAGUCCUUGGACGAGGUGAACGCAAAGUGGGAUCUCUUGAUGUCAGGCAGCAAGGCGAGGGCCAGCAAGUUGGUCGACCUGAUACACACCAUGAACUCGUUGCUGAAGAGAAUAGCCGACUUGCGCACUUGGCUGGCGGGCAUCGAGAGCCAGCUGUCGGAGACCUUCAUCAUCGAGAAACUCACGCAGAGGUGCAUCGAUAAGAAGCUCGAGGAUCACGAGCAUCUCAAGACCACCAUCGAAGCCGAGACCGCCAAUAUCGGCCAGGUGUUGAAUCUGUGCGAAAUCCUGCUGAACGACUGCGACACGUGGAAGGUCUCCUUCAACAUGGACGCGAUCAAGAACGGAAUGGAGGGUUUGGAGAAGAGAUGGAAGACCGUGUGCGUCAAGUCCACCGAGCGCAAGAGGAAGAUCAUGAUGACCUGGAAGAUGCUGCAGGAGCUGGACAAGACCAGGUGCGAACACGAACCUUGGCUAACCAAAACGGAAAAGUCUUUGUCGGGCCUGGAAGCGGAUUUACUCGAGGUUUCCAAGGAUGAGUCGGAGAAGAUGAUCGAGAGGGCCAAGUCGAUGGCUAAGGACAUCGAGGCGCGCCAGAAGGCCUUGAAGGUCCUUGAGCAGGUGUUCGGACGCUUAGCAAAAUCUGGGUUAGAGCCCGACAACUUCCGCUCGCUCACCCACGAGGCGCGGAAGACCAUCGACAGGUGGUUGGCCCUCGAGACGAGGAUCAAGGCUGUCAUCACGUGCCUCCGACGGGAACAGAAGACUUAUCGAGAAUUCGUGUCGGCGCACGGCGCCGCAGUGGUGGGUCUCACGCAGGUGGAUGUCCGUCUCACGCAGAUGCAACAUCUAGCCACACCCGAGCAGAGAUCGUCCUCGCGACGAAGACGCCAGCAGCUGAGCGAGAUCGAAGAGGAACUCAACACGCAGAACGUCACCCUGCGCAAGGCGGACGAACUGGCGCUGCGUGUCAUGCAGGAGAGCAACGCCGACGACGUGGCGGCGGUCCAAGAGCUGGUGGACGAGUAUCAGCUGCUGUGGAGGGACAUCAAGGCGCGGGUAGCCGCGUUGAAGGCGGAGUUGGAGACGCAGGAGAAGUCGGAGGUCGACGAGGCGGUGCAGGUGGAGACCCUGAAGUUCGAGCAAGACACCGCUGUGCAGGUGGACACCUUGCCGAGGCUCGUCAGAAUGACUUCGUGCGACGCUUACCUCAUGGAACUGGAGGCCGCCUUGAACGAGUGCAGCAACGCCUUGGACGCUCUGGAGGCGGCGAUAACGCCCGACCCUGUCUCCGGUCCCGGAUUAAACGCUGCCGCCAAGACUAUCGCCAAACUAAUCGGAAGUUGCCAGUCGUCGAUAGAACUGGUACGUCAUCUCCAUAGUCUACUCAUGGAAGACGACAAAUUGAGUUUAGGAGCUGCCAAGAGUAGCGAGGUAACGACACUAAUUGCUCGAUACGACACACUCAUUGCACUAGCGAGAGCACGUGAACAGCAAAUCAGAGAGCUCAGAUCGCCCAUCACCGACGCUUACGCUUUCCCAUGCGACCACGAUAGCGGCAGACUGACCUGCCCACUGUGCUCCCGUCGCAACUGGGCCCAGCUGGACAAUGACCUCUGGCGUUUGGACAAGUGGCUGGAGUUCGCCGAGGGCACGCAAAGCGAGCAGCACUCGCCGCCGGGCGACAUCGAGCAGCUGGAGGACGUGAUCCAGGAUCACCGCGAAUUCCUGCUCGACCUCGACAGUCACAAGAGCAUCGUGGUGAGCCUCAACAUAGUCGGCGCCCACCUGGCCGACCACACCGAGGACACGGAGCGCGCGAAGGAGCUGCGCGAUCGAUUGGCCGUGGCGAACGGCAGAUGGGAGAAGAUCUGUACAGCUGCCGCACAAUGGCAGGGACAGCUGCAGGUCGCCCUUAUGACGAAUCACCAGUUCUAUCGUAUCAUAGAGGAGCUGUUGGCCUGGCUCGAGCGCACGGAGAUCAGCAUACGAGCGAGCGAGCCGAUCGACCUGACCGAGUCCGCCGACGUCAUAGAGGCGAAAUAUAACAAGUUCAGGGAACUGCGAAGCGACCUGGAACGUUGCGAACCGCGAGUGAUAUCGCUGCAAGAAUCGGCCAACCAACUCCUGGACGAACAGACGGAGAGCAGAGCGCGUCUGCAGGAACUGCGGCUGCGGUUGCAGUCCUUGAGACGACUCACCGGGAUCUAUGCUCUGAAAUUAGGAGCGGCUCUCGGACUGGACCCGCGGGAUGUCGGUCUCGCCGCUGCGACGUCGUCGCUCGCAUCAUUGUCACACGACCUGCUCGACGAAGCUGCCUCUGGGACUGCUCAGCCUCACGCCACCGGCACAGAUGGUGACGAAAGGGACCGAACGGUGUUGGCGCGCGGGUACCGUUUCCUCGGGAGAGUCCUGCGGGUCUCCCUGCCGAUCCAAGCGCUGAUGUUGCUCCUGCUCGGCGUCGCGUCGCUGGUACCGUCCGCAGAGGAAGACUACAGCUGUAUGCUGUCUAACAACCUGGCGAGGAGCUUCACCCCGUUAGCCUUUUAUCCGAACGGACCGCCACCGGUAUAGCAGUGAACACGCAGCCGACGCAGUUCUUGUUUCUUCGCCCAGAGAUUCGAUCUUUCCUUCGGAAUCGAUCUUCGCGGGAACAUCGAGGGGGCGAGCUCACAUCGGUGUAACAUACGAAAUGACGGAAGAAUCGUAUCGCGAUCAAUUCGCGUUCAGCCUCAUUCUCCCUGCGGGCACGUAUGUGUGUGUGCGUGUGUGUGUGAGUACGUGCGUGCAAGCGCACACAUAAAAAAUUCGUACUGCCUCCGCCGAGCUCGCGUCCCGUCGGUGUUCCCGUUCCGGCCGCAGCGCGCAUCUCGCAGGAAUCUUUAUAUAUUAUACGGUAGUUUUACACACGACGAAUUUCUACGUAAAUCAUGUAACGGACCAAACGGUGACUGAGAAUAUGUUGCCGGGAGGAGACGAGGACGCAUUGUUAAUUUAUUGUAAUACACACGUAUCGCUGCGUACCCGUACAGCGCGCAUUCUCGAGUAUUCUCAGUUACUCGCGGUAUGAGAAUUGUAUUUCGACGAAGUGUUCGUUGCAAGAGGAGAACUACGACGACGAUAACAACAACAACGACAACAACAAUAACUAUCCACCGGGGUGAUCGCAGGACGUACCGCACACGAACACGACCGAAACACAAAGAGACGAUUGAUUAUAUACAUAUAUAUAUACCUUAUCAUAGCCAAUGACGUUCCACGAUGUUGAGCAGCGACACUCAAGACAUUGCGCGACCUCGCGCGUCACUCAGUAUCGCGCCUCGCGGUUCAUCGCUUUCUGUUGUACAAAGAAUUGAUUUUCGCUUCGGACGGCGAAAACCCAACGUGUGCAAAUGUCGUGCGCACACGCGCGACAUAUAUAUGAGAUAAAUUAAAAGGAAAAAGAAAAGAGAAAGAGAAAAUACAAGAGAAACUUUUCAGACACGCCCGCAACAUAUAAUGGGACACACAUGUGUUUAUAUAUAUGUGUGUGUGUGUGUGUGCGUUGAGUGUGCGUUGAACCUCGUAUUUAACGCGGCGUUCCUACACCGUAUGCAACAUUCGUGAUAGAGGAUUGACAUAAGAAAUAUAUAUAUAUAUACUUGCCUAACUUUAUUUUUUAUACAUUAUGUUUAUAUAUACAUAUAUAAAUAUAUAUAAAAGCGUCGCGUCAAAUAUCAGUUCUCUCGGGAGGUUUCUCUCGGGAGUGGGAGUGUCCGGCUCCGCCACGACACGUUCUCUCUCGAUACUUGAUGUAACAUCGGCGGGAUGAGUAUAAAAAUGGUGCUAAUUCGGAGCGCAACGUCUUCUACGGGGCGGGAAAGGAACGACCUUGAGAAGUGGAGCAUCGAUCUGUUGCAAUCGUUUUGCCUGUUGCAUUAAUAUUCCAUGAAUAAAGUUAAGGGGAAAGGUUGUACGACGACUGCGUGUGUGUGUGUGAGUGAUCUGUUCUGCGUAAGUAUAAAAAGGAGAGAAAAGAAAGUAACAAUAAUCACGGGGAUAUAUGAUGAACCGACGACAACGCACAGCGAAGUGGGGGCGCGCGCGCGUGCAUUAUAAUUCAUCCUGUAAAGAUUAACUGAUCUUGUAACGCUCACUAGUUACGCUUUCGAGAUUGAGUUCCCUGCUUACUGCACACUGUGCUUCGUUAUGUAUUUUUAUAAAGAGAGAGCUUCAGAAAGGUGGUGUAUAUCUAUCGGUAUAAUAUAUUAUUAUGAACGUAA
Messenger RNA from Harpegnathos saltator (Jerdon's jumping ant), 51256 nucleotides. RefSeq names its product Muscle-specific protein 300 kDa (gene Msp300). The record is from RefSeq and is a predicted model, not a curated record. Gene Ontology annotation, biological process: nuclear migration. Gene Ontology annotation, cellular component: cytoplasm; meiotic nuclear membrane microtubule tethering complex; nuclear outer membrane. Gene Ontology annotation, molecular function: actin filament binding. The transcript is spliced from 55 exons. NCBI's taxonomy places the organism in Eukaryota, Metazoa, Arthropoda, Insecta, Hymenoptera, Formicidae. Bases 681 to 49568 code for a protein of 16295 amino acids.